UGUUCAAAAUCAGCUCUAUUCACAAAGAAAAUGAGUGUGUCUCAUGUUACAGAGAAGAGUAAAAACUUUAAUCUAUGAUUAUCACUGGGUGAAGAUGGUGCCGACUGUAAACUGAGCCCAUCAUCAGAGGGAUAAUGGAGCAAGUUAUAGAUCUAGUUCUGACACACACACCACAGGGAUGUUACAGUCAGUAUGUGAUCAGGACUGUUUACAUGUGGAUGAAAUCACAUCAUUGACUCUGCAGUAUGACCAGGGACACAUCAUCAUCAUCAUCAUCAUCAUCAUCAUCAUCAUCAUCAUCAUCAUCAUCAUCAUCAUCAUUAUCUUUAUCUUCAUCAUCUACAGGAGGCAAAGACCCAAAGAGACCAUGAUGUAUCAUGAAAUACACUGAGCUCAUUAUUACCCUCUGCUGGACUGGAAAAAAAUUCAUAUCAAUUAAAGCCACUAAAAAAUCUUAAAUAUGAAGAAAAGAUAAAUCUGUCAUGAUUACAGGCUCUGACAGUGUUAAUGUGCAUGCCACUGAAUCUUUACUGAGAAAAGGCUGGUGAUAGAAACACAGAGCUGACUCUGGUCUCACUUUAAACCUUGAUUUCAUCAAUCUGAGAAAAAAUCUGCUCAUGAAACUCUAACUGUAGCUCAAUGAUUGUAUAUUGAAAACAUAUGAUAGUUGACAUGUCUUUAUACAUGUUUUAUUGUAAAUCUUGAUAUGAAGUUAUCACAGUGUUUUACAUUUAUAGCUGCUGACCUGUUCUCAGUCUAUUUGUAUCUGACAAGCAUUUAUUGUACUAGAUGUUGCUAUAAAGUUAUAAUAUUAUUGUGUGAAAUAGAAAUUUAGUCUAUCUAGGUAUCAGACCAAAAGUAAAACAGUCUGAUGUAAAAUUGUUCAGGUUUGUAAGUGAUAUACAUUAGGUUACUGUUAGAUUAUGCCACUAUUGAACAGUAAAUAAUCCAUGCAUGGUGAUGAGGACAACAUAACCCUCAUCCUUUCUUCAUUGGUCAGUUAUAUGUUAUGUUAUUAAUGGAUUAAUUGGUGUACUCCUGUAGUAGAUAGAUUUGCUCCACAGCUUUACUGCUAUGUCAACUCAAACAGUUGACCAGGACUUAUCUCAGUGUGCUCCUCAUAAAUACAACAACACCAAAAAAAACAAAAAGCAUAAAAGUGCAGUGUGCAAUAAAUAAUCAAAACUUUACGAAAUCAACCCUGAAGUUGAAGGAAAAGUGUUAUUUCGCCUCAAGGGGUCUAAGUCUUCUUCCUGAUGGUAGAGAUUUAAACAGAUGAUAUGUAGGAUAUGAAGUGUCUUGAAGAAUUUUUCAGGCAACUUUUGCUUACCCUUUUUCAAAACAUUUUAAAUUACCCUCUCUGUGGUGCUCUUUAUUCUAAUCCUGUAAUUUGAAGGUUACCUUCUACCCAGCUUUCCUUCCUGAAUUUUUUACCAGCCCACUUCCCGGACAGAACCUAUACCACACAGACUGUAUUUUUGUUUAGCCUUCGUAUGAUAACAGAAAGCCAAUGAGGGACAAAACAAAAUAUAAAUGAUGGACAAAACUUGAAAGAGCUUACAAAGAGCUCAAAAAUGCCCACUAACAGCCUGAGUACGCCCCUGUAUAGAUUAUUAUACAGUGUAUCAUUAAACAGGUAAUAAACCAUGAAGUGUGGUGGUUAAUUAUAAAUAAUAUUUGAGUUGGAUAAGGUAACAUAGCCUGUUUUAUAUUAUAGUACAGUAACUAAAUUAUAUAGUCUGAUUGCGGUCAUGUCCAGUCUCCUCUCCUCCCUCUGUGUGUCUAUUUUCUAUUGGUCAGCGGCAUAAAUAUAAGAUGAUAUUACUAUUUUGGGGUUACAUAUAAAACAUCAUUGUACAGUAAAUAAACCACGCAGUCUGAUGUGGAUCUCGUGUAGACCCCCCUUCCCUCCCCGUCUGUGUUUUCAUUGGUCAGUUUGGAUGGAGAAGGAUGGGUGCGCUCGUGCCAGUCCGCACAUGCGCACUCGGUGGGAAAAGCGAUAGAAAACGGGCAGCUAUGCCGCGCGCUGCAGAACUCAAGCUGGACGCGACUAACGGCCGGAGUAACGGAGGACCGACCCGGGGAUCGCAAGGUUGCUGACCGCCGUUAACGGAGACUCUCUCCCCGGGGAUCGACUCCUCCUGAGGCCCGGGAGGCCGAAGAUCGGCUCCCCCCUUAACCUCCUCCUUCUACUCCUCCGCCUCCUCCUCCUCCUCAGAGAGACUCCGACUCAGUGCGAUGGAGACCGUGUAGGAUCUGUCCGGUGUCCGUUCUUCCGUGUAGACUGAAUCAGAGAGCGGGGGCCGCUGAGGGGGGGUCAGGAUGAUGGUGUUGUGGCCCCGCAGAGGUGGCUCGGCUCCGGCCAGCUGCUGGGUCCGGACGGUCUGUCUGCAGCUGCUCAUCUGGAUUUUAUGUUUCGUCAACGGAGAGGAGCAGCCGUUCAGUGUGGAGGUAAGACCCGGAGCACGACGACGGUUUUUCGCGGAGAGCCGAGCCGUGUCCGCUAAUAGAGGGAUUUAUCAUUCCUCGCAGUUUUUUUUUAUAUCUGGGAUAUCUGUGUUUAAUGUGGAAUAGUACCGUGUUUAACCCGGGUCAGGCUGUGUUCAUACAACAACAGAGUCUUUGUGAGAGCAGCUGCAGCUCCAUCCUCCUCCUUCUCCUCCUCCUCCACCUCCUCACUCUCUCUCUUUAAAGAAACAUGUUCAUAUUUUUAUCACAAUUUCAUCGAGCUUCCUCUGUUUACUGUGGUCUUAGUUUUAAAGUCUAUAAGUCCAAGGUAAAUAUCAGGGGCUCACAUAUCUGCCGAGCAGCAGCGUCUGAAAACAUCUUAACAAUCUGAGUAUGAAGACUCUGAAGUUAGCAUCUUGUUCACAGCUUUGAGCGGUUAGAGGGAAGGUCCUGAUCCAAAACCACCACAUUGAGACAUGUCAGGUUUGGACUAGAUCAUCAAAGACAGUCAACCGACUCUUCAAAACAUAGUUUCAGAUUUGUUUUGCACUUCUUCCAUGUUUGACCAUGCAAGGAAGGAAAAUUUCACCACUGUUUCUUUUGUCUGACCCAGAAGAACAAUACCCAGAUCUGCCCGAAAUCACUCUAGAGAGGCUCUGACUCGUUUCAACAGUUUUAGAAUCUUUAUUUGAGAAAAUGCAUGGAAAGAAAAAACUCACUGCCACCAGGUAUGUCCUGUCACACAUUGUCAAAAAUGAAGUAAAGGUUUCGAACAUCUUGAUCAUUUUUUAAGAGUCUUUAGCCUCUUUAGAGUUGCCUGUACCAAGUCCAAGAAGGCUAGGUAUGUUGGUUCUGGAUCUGGACCUGACUAAAUGGGGUCAAGGCUGGAAAAAAGAAGAAAAGUGGCCAUGUCUUGCAUUCUCACAAAUAGAACAAUCUCUUAUUAAACUGGUUCUAAUUUGGGAAGUCUAGGUAUUUUGGUUCUGGACCAGCAGCUGGUCAUACAUGGUGUAAACAGACAUAAACAAAAGCAGUGAAAUUGCUUUUUGUUCGUUUUAACAAGUAAAAAGAGUGUUUCAUAAAGCUCAAACUGUGUCUAUUAGCUUUUUACACUCUGAGAUUGACAAUUCUGUGUUUAGUAGUUUUGGAUGGGGACCUUGUUUCCAUUAUCUUCCCUGUAACAGCUGUGAGUAAGAUGUUGUCUUUAGCGUCCUCUUGACAUUUAAGUUUGGCUUUCAGACAUAAAUUCUGAAUCAAACCGUGUCUGUCUCUACAGUGUAACUGUAAAUGUGUUUUAGGUGGUACAUCAGGAUUAAUUUGAUAAAUAGAGAUAUACAUGAAGUGAUGACAUGAAACUAUGGGCAUAAUUAAUCUGCUUAUGCUGAUAAAAUGUCACUUAAUAUCCAUGUAAGUCUUCAUGUAGCCUACACAGGUUAGUUUAGACAAAGAACUGCCUCAAGACUGAGAAAGUGACAGAGAACAUAACGACAAGAAAAAUAAACAAUUACUCAUUUGUAAAAGGUUUCGGGUUAAACUCGGGUUACUAUGGCUCUCUGGAGUCACCCGACCUUCCCAAACCCACAUCACUAAGCACAUGACAGUAAGUGUGUGUAUGUGUUUGUUAGGGCUAGAUCAACAAAUAUCAAACAUGACAUGCUGAUCUUCACAUAGAUUCCACUUCCCCCCAUCCCGUCUGCUGCACAGACUCAUGACAUGCCCAUUACUUCAAUUUACAAUUCUUGUAGGUUAAGAACACCACUGGAGCAACAUGAUAAAACAGCAGCUGCAUAAGAUUUAAAAUGAAAAGGUCUUGAUAUACAGAAGAGGUUAGGGUUAACCUAACAGCCUGUUAUCAAUCUGAAAGGUCUGGCAACUUAUGUUUUUAUUAUUGUUCACUAAAAACACAAGAUUAUCGACUUAAUCGAGAUGAAGUAUAGCUCUUAUUUUACUCGAGAUAUUACCUGCUGAUGUUGCCCUCGUAACCCAAGUGCCUCCUCUGCUGUCUCAUUUGUGAGCCUGCAGAUUUGUUGUUGAUGAAUAAGAUGGCUGCUUCUUAAAACGCUGACACACAGCCCCAUUUUUGUCUUUUAUUUUGCUGUCUAUGGUGGUAGGACCAAAAAUACUUCAACAAGGUGGUUCUCAGAUGUUUUGGUGUCUUGAUUGUAAGCUCCUGGUGGCUUUGAUUGCAGCAAACAUCCUCAGUUUAUUUGGAAAUCUAUCACUGUACUAAUUUACUGAAGUCAAGGGUGUCAUGCAAUGGUCAGGUAACGAUGGGAGUGCCCUCUACUAGAUCAAACAACAAGCUACUUCAGAGAGCCUGAUGUUUUGAUAAACUGUACAUUUUUAAUUCAAAUGACUUGAAUAUGAACACCCGCUAAAAAAUAAAAAUAAAAAAUGGACAAAAACUCAAAUUUAGGAUAGAAAGUGAUAGCCCUAAUCUGUGUGCGAGUUUGAGCUACAGUCUGCAGGUUUCAGUGUUUUACACAGUAAAACCCUCAGUCAGACAGAGCAAACAUCAGCUCAGUGAGACUGCAGUGGAAUAAAAACAGUCUGAUUCUCCUCUGAUGACAGACUUACUGACUUUUAAACACUCUCAGGAAACACCUGCGAGACAGGUCACCAAAAUACAUUCAGUGAUUCUUAAAAUAUAAUACUCUCUUUUUUUAUGUUGUCUGCAGAAAUAUGACCAUAACUACCACAGCCACAGCUAAGUGUUUUUUUACUCUUUCUUUCUCUGUGAUGUGUAAGGAUGUAAAACAUUCAGAGGAACAUACUGACAGUCUUUAGCUGCUGCCUCAUUUCCUGCUCACGCACACAUGCAUGCACACGCACGCACACGCACACACACACAGACUGAGCCCAGGUGUUUUAUGUUAUACGGUAAUAAAGUUUUACAGUUGUAAAGAUCAUGCAGACAGAGAGAAAUGGAGGUGUUCUCUCUGCUCUCAGGUUGAUUCAGUGAGGAGUAGGAGGGAAAGAGUAAGUGGAAAGUGCUCUGACAAUACAUAUCAAGCCUCUCAUAAUUUCACAGAAGACAAACUAAAAUGGGCCUUUAGUUUGUUACCCUGUCAUUAAGUCUAAAUCUAGAAAUGAAACCUGGUGUCACUGGGGUAGCUGAUGUCCACUGUAGUAAAAAGUGCAGGGUGUCAGAUAAACCCUGCAAAGCUCCAACAUGCAGACGACAGUGGCAGUUAUUGCUAACCACGUGACUGUUUCUAUGCAGAUAUUUACCUGUUAUGUGGAAAAUAGCUGUCUGAAAUUUAAUCACUAAUUGGAUUAUCUGUUAUUGGUAUUUGUUGGUUUUUAUGUAAUACUUUUCAAAGUGAAUCCUGUCAGCCUCUUUAAAGUGUUUUAUACAAACGCUCACUUUUGAUCUCUGUUUUUGCUCUUUUACUUUAGUGACUGUUUUAAAUCGAUAAACGAGACUUGUUUUUCUUCAAUUAGUUGUUAUGGGUAAUGGCAAAAUCCUAAAAUGUUCUGAGAUUUUUUUGUCAGUAUUGUACUCACUUAGGUCAGUCUGUGGUCAGUUGAAUUAGGAGGUCAGUGUGUUUCUGACAGGUUGAUGGUGAUAAUAAUGAAGCUGCAGACAUUCUGAAUCAUACAGCCAUGAUGGUAAAAACAGUGUGUACUUGUCUGACUGGAGACUGGUUGGCUUUCGUUGGAUGUGUAUCACAGUACAAAGACAGAUGUGUGUCUUUCUCAGUUUAUAACAGACCUGAAGCAGCUGGUCCUGCUGGAACUGCUGCUCAGUCAGGAAACACAGAGCCUUCAGUUUUCUUGUUUCCCACAGGUUUCUGUCUCUGAUUGACUUCAUACACAGUCCAGCAGUGAGAGACAGACUCCUCAGCUUCAGUUUAGACCAUCGUGGUCUCUGUUAGGUGGCUGUCUCUUGCACAGAAAAAGGAAAAUUUCAACAGCCUCAGCUUAUUUCAAUAUUUUAUCAUUCUCUUGAUGUUUAAUAUUCUGUUUCACUCCGCACUAAUUUAACACCCAACAAACAGUUUAUCAGAGAACUCAUCUAAUCUCCAUGUGUGAGAGUGGUUCAGGUCUUUUACCCUCAAAUUUAUGUAAUUCUGGAUGUCAUGGUAACAGAGAUGAUGGGUUUUAAUGUGUCUGACAGUUCGAAAGAGAUUCCCCUCCUCAUUAUGUAACCUUUUAUUAAACAGAGUCAAGCUGUCGGCACUGUGUCUCCCAUCCUCUCUCACUAGGCUCUCUCUGUUGUGAGUAUAACACGCCUCCACGUUGACCAGGUUUAAAGACAGAGGUUUUCGGUUUUAUGUGGGGCCUUUCCAAAACCGACCCCUACAGUCUCUCUUUACACACUUACCCUCCUUUUGCAGUUUGUGUAGAGGGUCUACCACAAUGAGUGUUGCCAAAACCCCUUGAUUGGGAGUAAGAGUAGGCUUUCAAGAGCAUAUCUUCACCAAAGCUGGAUUACUUACUGGGUGUAACACCAUUCAUCGUUCAUCAGGAUAUGCCAUGAAUUAAAGUUGUAACCAUGGGAAUCAAUAAACUGUACACAAAAAACUUGGUACAAAAACACAGCUUUGGUCUAAAAAAGCUUAAUUUCUCUUCACACUCCCUAUGAGGAAUGAAUUCUUUUUUAUUAUUCAUAAGUUUUGAAGAAAUUAAAGUUAUGAGUUUGACAAAUUCAGGGCGCUGACUUUGAUUGACAGGCAGGCAGACUGUAUCAGUUAGUGAUUGGUCAUCCUAUCUGCAAAACUCUGAUGCUUUGUCUUUUUUUAUACAGUCUCUGGUUGUAACCUGAACAGAUGGAAAUAGCUUUUAUCAAGAGAAAAAUAAUUCAAUUAUGAUAAUGUAAAAAAUCUAAAUGUUUUGAAAGUAAAAAGGAGGAUCUAUUUAACCCCAUUACAGUCUUGAAAACUAUGAUGUUAUUAUUGAACAUACUAUAUCAAGCAGAUUAAUGACUUUAGAUUGAAAACAACUAGGUGUCAUGCUUACAUUUUAGAGGGAUUAUGUGUCUGCUAAAUGGUUACUUAUUGAAAAUGAGCAUAGUGAGCGAGAGGUUAUGCAUAUUAAAAUCCUGACAAGGUGAGCAAGAUCCUGACACACUGGGUCUGUUGCUCUUAAAAAAACAGCUAUAUUGCAACAAGACACAAGACUGGGUUCCCAAGAAAUACACAAGAUAUGAUUUUGACACUUUUUUAGUUUCACUGUUGCUGAACAUCUGGAAUUUAUACUUUGAUUUAAAUGAAAGUCACAAAAUCAAGAAAAACAACAACUGGCUGAUAAGUGUUGCCAUGGAAACAUUUAGGGAGCAUCAAGUGCACUGUGUCACUCUGAUUCACAGGAAGUGAUUGAGUCACCUCCUGCCUCACAUAAGCCAAUCAGAUCAUCAGAACUGGGUCUGGUUCUCACUAACAGGAUGACUAUCAUCACAACAACAACAGCAGUCUAAUCUUCGUGUUUGUGUGUUCAGAUGAGCUGACCCGUAGAUGACAGAUUUCUCCUUAGGUGCUCCUGGCAUUGAAGGUCACCUGUCCCCUGACAGGUAAUCUGAUAACCAAUGACCUGAUCCCUCCUGUGUGUUUACACCUGGGAUUAUGAUGAGUCAAUUUGAUCCUCACUAACCCGAAGGGUGUUAUAUGAAGCAGGACUUUAGGUAAUAGACCAAACUUCAGGGUUCAAAUCAGUACUAGGGAGAUGGUUCACUUCUUAGGCAGGGAUAGAUCACUAUGGUUACUGAUGCUGAACACCUGACCAGCUCUGGAGCAGGUCUGGGAUUAAUUUGCAGAAAUAAAAUGUGCAUCAAUCAGAUUUUAGAUCACAGCUGAUUGAGAGAGGAGCAGAGAGAUCAAAUAUACGCUUUGGCUGACUAUAUGAUUAUUCAUAAGGACAAUAUUAUUUAAUGUCAUUGAUUGUGUUUUGGCAUACAGUGCAAGUGUCAUUUCAUUUUCCACUGGAUGACCCAGCCCCUCCAAAGUGGUGCAGUACUUUCAUGAUUUAUACAGAGCGCAUUUGUUAGAUAGUAAGGUAGACAAAAGAGUUUAUUAGAUGGAUUCUUGUGCCUUUCACCCAUAGGGAGACAUCAUGAAAUAUCACUGUUUUUGCUUUUUUAGUCAGACUUACUGCUGUUAGUGUAGGACUGAUACAGGAUACAUGUCAGAAAACGAGGGCACUGUUACUGCUAUGCCCUCACAACUGUGGCUCUGCAGCCUGAAAACAGUCCUGAGACAUCACCAGAUUUCAUUUUGCACAUUCUCCUGAAGUUGUGUGCUGCUUGAAUGGGAAAAAUUAGUAUGGUAUAUUCUGAUUCACUCUAAACUCUAUACCAUCGACUGUGUGUUUUAGGUCAUUCAAACAGGGGUGAAGUGUUGGAGUAUCUACAAACUGUUUCCAACUUUAAUCCUCUGAUUGUCAGCAGAUACAGAAACUUGACAGUCAGUCUGUGUGUUCGGGGAAUUUACAAGAAAAAAACAAGUUUGUCAUUAGUUUUAUUGACAGUGCUUUUAUUCAACACACAGCAAACAGAAAUGUGAUGUGAUGUCAUGUGAUGUAGAAUCUAAUGAAUCUAUGAUUUGUACUCCUAUUGAAAUUAUAAGUGUGUGUGUGAGUGUGUGUGAAGGAUGCACAUGCCCACAAGUGUUUUUGUACUGCUUUUCCUUGCACCCUCAUAAUAUGCUGAGCAGUCAUAUGUAAUAAAACACACAUUCACACACAUUUACACACACACACACACACACACACACACACACACACACACACACACUCUCUCUCUCUCUCUCUCCUACUCUGUUUCUGUCUCUCUCUCUGUCCCUCUCUCUCUCUCUCUCUCUCUCUCUCUCUCUCUCUCUCUCUCUCUCUCUCAGUCGUCCUGACGUCAGUUGGCUGUGUUCAAGGAGCAGAUUUCAGCAACAGCAGGGAGUCUGUGUCAGUCUAUUCAUCAGAUCCUGCACAUACACAACAACACCUGACCUACAUCUCUCACACACACAGAAACUAACACACUGCAGUUAUUGUUGUGUUUAGUAGUGUUGUUGUCUGCAGUCAGCUCUGUAAGCUAUAAGAUGUGUUAAAUAUUGAGCUUAAAUGACGUCUGUGCAGCUCUCACACUCUUCACACUUUGAUUAGUUAGACUGUAAAAGACACUCCGGGACAUUUGUGUGUUUGGGAAUCUGACAGCAUGAUUAGUAUCAAGCUUUCUUGACAAAAUUAUUGGUUUUAUUUAACCAGAAAAAAAACUCUAAGAUUAAAAACCUAGGGCUCUAUUUUCGUUCGUGCCGGUGAGGCGGCGGAGGGCGGCGAGCCCCGCGCAGUUGUAUUUUCGUCUGGCGGAGCCCGGCGUAAGGCGAGUUUGGUAUUUUCGUGGACUGAGUCGCACGGAGGCGAGCCGAGAUCCGCCAAGCUGGGCGUGGUGGCAUGGCAGGGGGAGGUGUUGACAGAAUCAGCUGGCGCAGUGACAUUUUCGUGCUCGCCACUGGCGUGUAACGUGCGCUGAAAGCUCGCCGAUUCAAACCUGGUCAGCUUUCAGCGCAAGGCGGAACGCAGCUGGUCCAGUAGUAUUUUGGUAGACCGGCGGCGUAUCGACAUACGUCACUGAUGCCUCACCGGCAGGUUUCCACAGUGUCAGGCACAUUUCAGAGCAAUAAAUAAUCAUCAUCAACUAUUAAUCUGAGUCAGCACAUACAUUUAGAUCUAUAUCGAUAUAUUCUGAUCUAUAUCUGAUCUGAUGAGCGCGUUUGGCACGCGUUUGGACACACAACCUGACCGAAUCAAUACAGCUGAAACUGCAUCAAAUUAAAUUAAAUAUCUAGUAAAUAAACACACAUGAUGAAGUUAACAAGAUAUGUAAUUCGUCUCCCUCCUUUUCUUUCUUCCUCUUAUUUCUCGCACAGCUCGACCUGGACACGUCUCCGUGUCCUCUGUCCGUCUUCCUGCUGCUGCUGCGGCUGAACAGAUGAUUUGUUUCAGUGCUCAGAUGCGUUAUCUACUUUAAGCCGACAUACGGAUAUUAUAAUAUUCAGUUUUGUGAGCCAAAUUUAUUUUAUAUGCCAACAUCUAUGAAAGAAAGAGCCAGGCCACGGAGCGCGAUGCGUCAUUUACGCACAGAUGGUUCCGAUUUUAAUGCCUUUUUGGAGUUUAUGUUGUGAUCUGUGCGCUCAACCCACCUUUGUCACGUGAGGUUUGAAUAUAUGCAACUUUAUGUGAGUGUCUUUAUUUGUGGAAAAGGGUGUUUGUCUUACCAGUGGGUCCAACAUUACGCACACCAAAUCCAUCUGUGCUCAGAUGAGAGAGUGUGGAGGACACUUGUUGAGCAGCUGCCCUCUGUCGCCAUCGUGUGGCAUAACCGUCUUCAGACAUCUCUUGAUCUCUUUGACUACUUCAUGAAAAUAGUAAUACGCCUCGCCUGUGGCGGAUUUAAAGGCGAGGAGAGGAGCUAAUGUGAUUGGUGAAAACAGGUCUCGGCUGUGUUAAACCCCCAUACGCCCUCUCUCCUCCCCUUCUAUGAUUUAUGCUGCCGGGAGGAGCUGAGUUAGGGAGGGGGGAUACUUACGCCGGGCUGCGCGGCUCACCAAAAUACCAAAAUGUGCUUGGGAACGCCUUGUCAGCGCGGCGGAUCUGAUUGACUCUGCGCUUGCGGCACGUCUCCGGCGAGGCACCAAAAUAGAGCCCCUAGUCUUCAAGAGUAUUGUGGCCAUGAUUUGGAGCAGUAUGUUCCAAAAAUUUACAGACAUAGGAAACAUACAACAAUUACAGAAGACUUCUCCAUCAUCAUACAGCAGAAUGCCAUCAUUCAAAGCAUCCAAAGGCUGACGCAUCUUCCCCCGGUGCCUUCAGUCUGUCUUUAAAACAUUCAGAGGGACCAGCUUGCUCUGGCUCAAGUGCUCUUGCUGGAGCAGUGUACCUAAAACUCUUUCUCCCAAUUUCAACAUACACACUAGUGACCAAAACCAAAUAUAAGUCAUGUACCUGAUUCACAAAGCAAGUUGACAAUCACUUUAUAAAUUAUGGACAUGGGAGUGAUUUAGCAUAUAGACAAAUUAGGCCAGCCAAUAAACCUCAGAGCUCUAUGGUAAAUAGUAUUUAGAGAGUGAAGGCUUUCAGGUAAUGCAUGCAUACAUAAAACAUCACAAAAGUCAAUCGGGGCGCAAAAAUACUCUUUUGUUUGCAGCAAAAGAAAAACAUGACAUAUUCCUGAAAAUAGAGGUCCAGCCACGGCUUCAGUUUCUUUACAACUUGCUGUAUACGAAGUCUAAAUGACAGAGUUAGCAAUUAUAAAUCCUUUAGACGUAGUAAUUGAUGCUAGGUUCAGCAGCUUUAACUUUGAGUUUGUGAACAUCAUUUUUUUUUCAUCAGGAUUCAAGAUCGACUUCAACUAAUUAAAGAUGUGCUGCACUGUAUCAGAAGCAUCAUGCAAAUAGCUCAGAGCCUGAUACUGCAUUAGAGUGGAGCAGUUAAUGACUGUAUCAUCUGCAUAUAAACGUAAAUUGCAAUAGGAACUUUUUGACUAAUAAUGUUAUUAUGGACUGUAAAUAGCAGUGGUGUCGAGACAGGGCCCUGAGGCACACCUGUUACUAUUUCAAGAGGUCCAGUGGUGAGUCCUUUAGCCUGCAGACAGUGUGAUCUGUUUGGUCCUGAUGGGGACACUAAGAUGGAGAACAUGGUGAGCAAAAAGAGUUUGUGUGUAUGUGUGUUUGCGUUUAAUGAAGUGGGUAGGAUGGCUGUGGUUGCUGUAGCGACCCUGGUAGACUCACCUGUGGUUCUCUGUGUGUCUGCGUGUGUGUGAUGAAUAAUUGAGGUGGGUCAGACGGGGCAGGUCGUCCCAGGAGGAGGGAUCAUGUUCCCAUGAGUCACCUGUGCUGCCUGCUGCUGCACUGAACCCUCGGAUAGUGAUGCAUCAGCAUUCAAUAAUUUACAUUUGAAAGGGUUUAAAGUAGUUUGUGGGUAUGAAUGAUGUGGAGGAAAGACUGUUGAGACAAUUCGUUGGUGUAGCUUCUUAUAAAGAAGAAUAGGUCUGAUCAGUGGGAGAGUGUGACUGAAGCCCUUGCUGUUAAGAAAGAUAACAGGACAUAGCAGACCUCUAUCCCACGUCUUUCCUCAAACACUGUUUUUUUGAGCUGAACAAAUGUGAAGCUUUUCCUCUCACGUGCUCUGCUGGUUUUCUGUCCUGGCAGGAAGUGAACUGCACUCACUCAGUGUCACUGACUGUAAAAUAGUCACUGAUAAGGGGAGGGGGACCUUUUGGUGCAUCCGAAUGAGUUAACCAGGUCUGCUUUAGUUUUUUCUUAAGUUUAAACUUAACCUUGUCCUCUAAAAUAAAGAGCCCACACAUAUCUCAGAGAUGUACUGAUGUGGCAGGGUGAUAAAUCAUACAAAACUAAUUUCAGAAACAUUUCUGCUGUGUGUGACAGGAAUUUGAGGCACAAGAGACUUAAAACUACUAUGAGGAACUCUUUGGCUCAUUUUUGGCACCCCCUGUGGACACAGUAGUUUUAGCUUAUCUUGUCUUCUGCAUGUUUCAGUAGUGAAUUUUGACAAAUAAACUCAACUUCCUGACUUUUGACAGUCAAAGUAGGUCAACUCAGUUAUGGCAAAAUCAUAAUCAAGUUUAUUUUGAACCUCAAAUGGUUACUAAGGUUACUGGAGAAUGUAUUCAGUGUGUGCAUGCACAGUAUAUAAACAAAUAACCAAGUGUUUCUCUGUGUCUCUCCCAGUCAGUUUUAAAACCUUAUGUAAGAGUCUUAGACUUACAAACCUGCUGCACUGAAAACCAUCACUCUGAGGUUUUAUGAGUCUGAUUACUGUUGUGAGCGCUGUAGUGUGUGUGCUCUGUGACUGUUGCUGAAGUUGAAUUCAGUAAAUCGAGGUCAGUGUGUUUCUGUUUUAUCCGACAGCUUGUGAAGUUUGUAUUCAGAGGACAGCAUAGUACUCUGAUAUUAAAGCUUUUAUACUCAUAUAUGUAUGUAUUUACAGGCGGUAUAGGCCUCUCUUCAGAUUCAAUAAAUUCUUUUCAACAACAGAAAUUGUUGUCUGCAGCUCAGCAACUACAGUGAUGCACGUGUAACCAGAGGCGACCCUAUCAGCUGUUCUGCCUCAAACAUCAACAUCAGCACGCCAUGGGCAUGUUGCCAUGCCAACAAGGCUCCUUGAGCUUGUCUCAUCCAUAAUAGAGUGAUUUAUGUCUCACAGGAUGCCCUUUUGAAUGAGGCUGCAGGAUAAUUACCUUGCCAUCUUCUCCUCAGGUAGAGGCCCAGCUUGCAGUGGAAUUAGUCUGAGGACACCAGAGAAGUAGUCUCAGCAGGUAGAAGCCUUUGAGAUUGUACAACCAUCGGGAACAUAGACUCUGAAAUGAGGGGACCAAGGACAUGAAGUCUCACAUGUUUGUCCUGGGAUGUAUAUGUUGGAAAAGUAAAUGUAGCUGUUGUUUCUUCUGAGGAACUGUUGCUAUCUUGGGGAUGGUAAUGUUAGAUGGUAGAAAGGUUGCGUAAGGAUGCAAAACUGGAAAGGUGGUCUAAGGACAUUGAUACGAGAGAGUUGGUCUGAGGGGGGAUGGUCUGAGGACACAGAUGUUAAUCAAGUGGUCUGAAGAUACGAGGUCGUAAAAGUUGGUUGUGGUAUGUAAAUGUUGGAAAGUGGAUGUGGAGGCAGUAUAUGGUCUUGAGACAGGUACUCUGGUGGUUUAGAGGUUUUGUGGGUAUGUGAGACUUGACAGAGAUGGUCUGAGGUCACGGAUGCUGGAGAGAUGAUCUGUUGAUGGGGAUAAUGCGGGGGGCAGUCUGAGGACACAGAUGCUGAUGAAAUGGACUGAAAGAGUUGGUCUUCAGCAGUGGGUGUUAAAGUUGUAUACUAAUCCUAAUCCUACAGUGCUAGUCAAAGGACAUGGAUGCUGGAGUUGGUCUGUGGACAUAAAGAUUGGGGAGGUGCUCUGAGGAUAUGGAUGCUGGUGAGGUGGUUUGAGGAUGGUGAUGCUGGAGAACUCAUGGAAGGACACGGAUGAUGAAAGACUGUAAGAGGAUGCAAAACCAAAGAGGUAAUCUGAGGACAUGGAUGUUGAUCUAAACUCAUGCCUAGAGGAACACUGAAAAUGUGGGCUCUGGAGCUGCCCUGAGGACGUGGAUAUUCAUGAUAGUAGUUAAUGAACAGGGAAGACUUAAAAGGUAUUUUGAGGACACAGAUGACUCAGAAGAGAUCAGAGAAUGUUGGAAGUGGAGAUAGAUCGGAGAGAAUUGAAACUACAAGGUAUUCAGAGUACAAUGAAAAGCUGCCCAAGGACAUGGAUGUUGGAGGUGCUCUAGGGACAUAUGAGGGGCAAUAAAAGAGAGCUUGGAUGUGGGCGACAUUGUAUAAAGUUGAACAGGAGGCAGUUUAUUUAUGAUACAUAUGAUUGGGUUGGUGGAAGGAGAUUCCUAUCAGAAAGGUGGUCUAAGGACAUGGAUCCAGGAGGGGAAGGUCUGAGGACACUGAUGUCGUAGAGGUGAUAUAAGGAUGAGGCUUGUGGAAAUGUUAUCUGAGAAUAUGGGUGGUCAUUAAUAGGUGGUCUCAGUAUGGGUGAACGGGAGAUCUGGCCCAGGAACAAUGAAACUGGAGAGGUGGUUUAAGGAUGCAGCUUGUGGGGGUGGUCUGAGAACAUUAAAAGUAGAUAUGUGGUGCAAGAACACAGAUGUUGGAGGAGUCAUUCAAGGACAAGGGUGUCAAGUGGAUGGAGAGUAUGAACAUUUGAGAGAUGACCUGAUGACAUGGGACUUAGUUUGAUGACAAAGAUGAUGAAGACGUGGUCCAAGGAUGAGAAAACCCCUGAAUGACUGCUGACCUGAGAGGUGGUCUGUUUUUAUGUUGUAGACACAAGAGUUGAGUAGACUAAAACGACUAGCUGUCCAGCUGUGUGAUCAAAAAAAUGCUUUAAAAUUUGGAAACAUGCUGAUCAAUUCCUACUAAACAUUGCAGAACACGAUAGAAACCAAACUUAAGCAGCAGAUCAAAUGAGCCGAAAAGUCACUGCAAAUUUGUGAUAAACAAAUUUUACACACUGUCUUAUAAUGAUACCAAUCUUUGUCUCCCAACCCUGACUAAAGUCUCAUUAUGCCAAAAUGAUCAAUCCCACUGAAAGAAAUCAUAUCCCCAUCAAAACAUCAAUCUGAAUAACUGCCCUGUAUCUUAUUUUUCCUUGUCUUCUACAUUUUAUCCCCAUUAAAUGUGAAGCUACAUGUGAAAUGAUUAGUUUAGCUUGGCAUAAAGACUGGAAGCAGCUGGCUUGCUAAAACCCCAAAUUCUUUAUCUCAGCAGGUGAAUAACUGAGAGUGUGUUUCUGUUGGUUUUAACCUUUAGUCGGAGCAGCCUUGCGGUCUCCCUCUGUGUUUUGAAUGUGUGCUAAGAUAAGUUAACAGGCUGCCAGUUUUAGCUUUAAAUUCAAUAAACAUAUGAAAUGAGACUGCUUUUCUUGCUUGACCAAAAUGUCAGCCUUUUUGUCUAAAUCAUUCAUCACAAAGUCCAAAGAGUCCAUCCUACAGUCCAAUUUAAGUCUGACGAAAUAAAAACUCACUGUAAACAUAGAGUCAGCGCAGACUGACAGGGAAAAUAGAUUUGUGUUUCUAUUUCUCAAGCAAUAAUAAAAAAGACUGUUUCAUAUGAUGUAAAUGAGCUCAUGUUAUCAGACCUGCUGAGCUGCCAGGACUGAUCUAUUGUUGUAAACGUCUUUGACCUUUGACCCCUUGAUCCCUGUCUGACCGUAUGAUAUGAUGACUGUGAUCUUGCAAAGACAUUUCUCUGAUGGAUCAGUGACUCAUGACAGAAAAUAAAACCAUUCAGUGUGUGGAUAGCAUUUCUCAGAAGAGCUCUGGCUAAGAGUCAGUCUGUUAAAUGAUCUCAGUUCAUACAGAGUAACUUCAGCAAUAUGAUCUCUUGACUUAUUUUGAUACGGACCAAGAACUAACAGAUGAGAUCUGCGGGUUCCACUUGGUUGGUUGUGUACACUUUGGUUGAGUUUGGUCAGGUCAAAUCAGUUGAGGGCUGAGUCCGUAAUAUUUAUGUCAUAAGUGUGAGAACUAUAACAAUGAAGCACUUCAAAAACACUUUCCACAGCAAAAGCAUGAUCUGUUCUUUCUGUGCAGAGGCUUCCCGUUAUUUUCAUAUAAUACUUUUAUUUUGAAAUAGUGUCAAAGACAGAUAUUUGGUGAAAGAAGUACCUUAGACAGCUCUCGAUUAUUUUAGUAAUCGAGUACUCUAUCGAUUAAUCUGUCGAUUAAUCGAGUAAUCGGAUAAGAAAUGUUUUGCUCUCACUGUAAUACUUUGCAUUGAAUCACGUUUGCCUCAUUAAAAACCAUCAGUAACACACAAAACUGAAAUAGGCCAGGUCUUUCAAAUGAAUGUUUUUACUGCAUAAAUCAGGAACCAAAAGUUUUACAUUUUACCAUGUAGUUCACAUGAAACUACUGAAGGCAAGGUCUGCAGAUGGUCUUUUAAUUGCUAUGGUAAUGAUCUUUGCAGUUUUCACUAAACCAGUCACAACUAUUUCCAGGCUUUGGAUCUAAUUUUACUUGUUUAAUUAAUAGGCUGAAAUAAUAUAAUUCUUGGAUACUAACAUAAUUUGACAAGCAAAUGUACAUUUAUUCAAUAUAUAAAAGUGUUACAAUUUUAUUUACAUGUUGUUGUGUGUUGGUCAUUUUGCAGCCCUCUGCUGCUCAUCACACGCCUAGCAGGUGGUGGAUAGCAUUAUCACCAUGGAUACACGGAUGUUUGUGUGAUUUUUUUCAUCCACUGCCGCCCGGUUUGUGUCGUGUAGAUGUUGAUUAUGAAAACACUUCGCAAUAAUUUGGAAACGUGAAGGGGGAGCUGCUGCUGCCCGGUGUUUACGGUAAAUAGACGCAAACACCGACCAAGUGGACGCUUCGGUCUCCGAAAACGCCGAGACAAAUUUACAAACAGCCACUAUUUCAAACAACUGGGCUCAUAAUCGUGAUGUAAACACUUACUUUCUCGCUAGAAAAAAUAUUAUUAUUGAAUGAAUUUAUAUUAUUUGUCCGGUAUGCAGUCGUUCUAUGUAGCUUGUGGUAGGACUAUUUAAAUUUUCCCGGCGCUGCGUCCGGCCGGCACGAAAUGCAUUCUGGGGUAUUUAGUAUGUAUGUGUGUAAACGCUCGGGCAGCCGCGGCAUACUCAAAUCAUCUUUGAGUAGUCAGUAGGCAGUAGCUACUGCUUGAGUAGGUAAGUAGAUAGCAGGCAGUAUGCCAUUUCGGACACAGCUUCUGUCUGUCCUCGUUUCCCUCCAUGAUUGAACCAAACGCGCGGCAGCGGAAGGAGCGGAAAGAGCACGCUUCUGCGCAACAGAAAUAACCGUCCGUGUCAAACACCGUGCGCUGCACAUGGUUCCGGAUUUAAACGAUUCCUCGAGGCAUAUAAUUUGCCUCGAGGAAUUUUAUUAAUCGAGUUACUCGAGUUACUCGAGUAAUCGUUUCAGCCCUAGAAAGAAGUACCUUAGACAGCUCUGAAUUUAAGAAUAUAGUGAACUUACAUUGGAAAAAGUAACAAUGAAUCCAGUUGUUUCUGGGUAAGCUAUGUUGAUUAAUAACAUUAAAAUACAUGAAAUACUCCUCUUUUGAGAUUUCCCUCCCCCUUUUCAUCCAUCUCUGUGCCCCUCUCAUGACAGACUUGAUUUAAGUCUUUUCUGCAGAUCUCUCUGAGUUUUAGAUAAUCCUGAGCAAAUAUACACACCAUGUUGUAAGAUGUGAGUGUAUCUUGGUGUGUUCUUUGUCAGAUCAGGCAGACCUCAGAGUGUUUUGGGACUUUUUGCUGUUUGGUUUAAUCUGCAGAGCCACGUCUUCACAUGGCUCUGUGUCACCAACAUGUUUUUACCAGGGAAGGAAGAGGGUUUCCCCGGGUUCAGUGGUUACAGGACAGAUGUGGAUGGCGUGGAUGUGGGAGAGGACAAAGAUGAUUACAGGACAGGAACAGAGACAUUAAACAGCAUCAGUAAACAUGAGUAAAUAAACAUCAUGGUGAAAAUAAACAUCAGGGUUUCAUGUUAGAGCAGAGCUGUGGGAACAUGAGGAGUCUCAGUGUGUGUGAUAUCUACAGGAGCAAAGUUCAUGAAGCUUUAUGAUGAGCUUUAUGGAUUAAACCUGCAUGAUAUGCAAAAACAUACAAGGUGUGACUUGAUUGUUCAGUAUGAUUAUAACAGUAUGAAUACUGCUUUUGUUAUUGUCCUUCAUAAUUUUGCUAGUAUUCACUAGAUACCACAGUUUGGUUCACAUGCUCCCGCCUCCCCUUACUGACACAUGCAAACCACACAGGGGCUGGACUCGAGUUUUCACAGGCAUCUUUCCUGUGUGUGGAUUUUGAAGCAGAGGAAGAAAUGUACAGGAAUAUUGGGACACAACCAUGUUAUUUAAAAUCUCUUAUUGCGAGGUUUACAGCUGCAACCCCUAAUCUAAUGUCUACUAUCUAAUAACUGCAUGCUAAAUUAUACAGCUUCAUAAACUUUUAUAAAAGUCCACUAACAAAGGUUUGUUCUUUCUGUUAUUGCUUUUUCCUUGAAGUGCACAGUCUUAAUCAUUGUUGAACGGACUGUUUAUUUUCCCUCCUGUGAAUAUAAAGACGCUGUUAGCAAAUUAGCAUCACCUGUUAUACAUCAACCUGUAAACAGGCCAGUAAAACGUGUUGCAUUGCAUGCUGUAUCCUUAUGUUUUUCCUCCCUCUCUCUCUUUGCCCAGGCAUGGUUGCAGAGGUACGGUUACCUACCAUCUGCAGACCCCAGGAUGUCGGUGUUGCGUUCAGCUCAAGUCAUGCAGAAUGCUAUCGCUGCCAUGCAGCGCCGCUACGGCCUCAAUGUCACCGGAGCUCUGGACAGCAACACCAUCGAGUGAGUAUACGUAAUCCCACACCUCAUCCUAUACCUGAUCCCACACCUGAUCCUAAUAUCACUUAAAGAUGAUGAAAGAUAGUAGGAUAGGACUACACAGCCUCGGCACCCUCUAAACCUGUGCAAAUGAUCCAAAAAGACAUCAUAUAAAGGGUUAAAUGCACCACAAGUGUCGGCUAUAAAGGGAAUAGCCUCUCUGUGCAUCAGUGCUGUUUACAUACAUUUGUAUGAGCUAGUAUGCAUUUAUUUGGAGCACAAUAUGCAAAACUCAUGCAAACGGGUCCGCAUUGUCAAAAAUAUCUCUUUCACAAACAUUGGCACUGACAGUUUGGAGUGCAGUUUUGUACAGUCUGCUGAGAGCUGGUGGUAACUGCUGCAGUGUAAUAAGCAUAGUCAUGACAACAAUUCAACCUCUGGAUGACCUGAAAAUAAAAUAUCUAUACAUAGAGUCUUUAAUGUUACCAAGUUUGUUUGACACCCGUUCACUACCUGUCUGUCACCUAUGUGUGUGUGUGUGUGUGUGUGUGUUUGUGUGUGUGUGUGUGUGUGUGUGUGGUAGUACUGUUGACUAACACCUACCUAACUUUGUUUCCUCUGCUGCUUUGAUGAUGCAGUGACAACACGAUAAGGUGAGACACCUGUCUUUCUGUCUGUGAGUGAGUGAUGUUAAACUGUACAUCAGUCUGCUGUGAUGUGUGUAGAUAACUGGUGUGAAGUCAGCAUGUUUUGCAUUUUAUAUAUCUGAUUAUUCUCCUGACAGCAUUAAGCAAAACACUGAAGAAUUGAUUUGAAAAACUGAGACUGGAGUCAAAAGGCUAAUGAAAUAAUUUAGUGAAAAAAAGAAAAAGCCAAUCAAACAAAUAUUCCCCUUAUUUACUGUGUUUCUUUCUGGGAAGAUAUCAUAACCAUUCCCAUAAUUGUUUGCAAAGAAUUAGCCUUCAGAUAAUCUGCUUCCAAUUAGCACAGAACAAUAAUGAGUCCACAGUGUCCUUUUUGAGGUUGUUUCACAGCUCAACCAAAAAACUUCUAUGAAAAUAUGUACUUGCACCCUCAGCCCAAGCGCACAAAUCAAACACAAAAGUUCUUUUUGUCUCCGGUCAUACAAACACACUUUUUAUCCAAUCAGUCAGUGGACUUUUGCUUUUAAGUGUGUCAUGUGGCAAAUACCAGUGAAGUGUGUCUAUUCAUAAAGAGCUUCAUUUCAUCACCCCUUCAUCACACAUCACUUUUAACAAUAGGAUAAAGAGUGCAGCAUUUACCUGCUCCCUCUUUUUCUCACAGGUGGAUGAAGAGGCCCAGGUGUGGUGUUCCUGACUUGAUAGGAGGGGCAUCCCGGUUCAGUGUGAGGAAACGACGGUACGCCCUCACUGGACAGAAGUGGCAGCACAAACACAUCACAUACAGGUGAGUCAGUCUGUGUGAGGUCUGUUUUGUUAGUAUAAUAAUCCAGCAGUCCUUUUACAACCACUCAAACUUAUCAAGCACAUGUUAAUGCUCUGAGAUUGUUCUGGUCUUGUUUCAUUUUAGACACAAUUUAACCCUAACCCUAACCAACAACAACUUUACACAAUUUCAGUCCAGAGUUUAGUUCUACUUAUUAAUUUUGGUUCCUAUCAAUUCUAGAUGCAGAUUGAAUUAUAUUUGGAAAAAUUUCAGGAACAAACAUUAGCCUCUAUCUAACCAUUCAUCCAUCUUCUAUUGCUUAUUCAGAAUCGGGUUGCAGGGGCAGCAGCCUAAGCAUGAAAGCCCAGACUUCUCUCUCCUAGCCACUUCGUCCAGCUCUUAAAAAGGGGACUAGUAUGCUGGUAUGCUGCAGAGUCAUGUCAGCCACAACAGCCCAACAACAUCCAGGGCCUUGAGGAACUCUGGGUGGAUCAUCAAACUGUGGCCCUUGGUGCCAGGUGCACAUGUGGACACCCUUAUAAACAACUAUAUAAAAAGUUGUUUUCGUCUUCCCUGCAGUCGGACCUGAUAAUUCCUGAUUUCAGAUUUUUUUUAAUUCAGCAUCUCAAAGUAGUUAUUUUAGCAAUCUUUCAGUCUGUCAAUCAUCAUUAAGUUACUGUAAAAUGACAUCAGUCACAUUCACAUUUGUUUCUGUUAAAUCACAGAGACAGAGGAAACAGCACAUAGAAUCAGACAAUUUGCACAGAGUAACUGCACUGAGACACAGCUCAGAGAAACAGACAAACUUCACAGAGAAACAGUACAGAAAGAGGGAGAGAAACUGCACAGGGAAAAAAAAAACAGACAAGACAGAGAAACUGCACACAGAAACAGAGAAAUGGUACAGACAAACUGCACAGAGAGACUCAAGUCAGACAGAAACUGCACAAAGAAACAAAGAAAUUGCACAGAAAAACUGCACAGUGAUUAGAAUUUGUACAGAGAAACUGAGAUACUACACAGAGAAACUGCUCACAGAGACAGAAACAGCAUGCUGAGGCAUCAGUUGAACACAUUUAAUUACAAGAAGUAGCCCAGAUGUAAUUACAUUGUCAGAGCUGUAACAUACAGUGCGCUUUAUGUUUGUUAGGUUCAUGGACUGAUGCAGAUUGCUUCUUAUAAAAAAAAAACAUGCAGCAUUUUUAUUAAGAUGAAUGUUUUUUUUACUUGCUGCACAGAUCUCCCGUCUUGGUUUUAUUAUUCCAUAGCACACUCCUUGCUGCAUGAUUUAUAAAUCAUAGGACAGGGGUUAGUAUAAUUAUCUAUGUUUCUGAAGUCAGUAGCUCGUAUUCAGUCAUGCAUUUCACACACAUCAAAGUGAUGCUCCUCCUGCUCUAUGUUUUAGGUUUAAUCCUGCAGGGCUGGACUGGAUAGAUUCCUGCUUUGUUUUUGGACAAACGAAUGAUCUGAACAAACAAUGAGUUUCAUCUAAAAGCCUCUCUGACCUGCAGCAGCACAGAACAGUACACAUCACGGAGGAGGACUCCAGCUUCUCUUAGUAACAUAUACAGUCAGAGUUAUUUCACUGAGGGGGAGUGGAGUGUUUUUCUUUGUAACAUACAAAGCUGGAAGUGAAUGAGGGUUCAGUUUAAUGAGUGCUUGGUUCGUAUGUGAUGAAUACAAAGAGGGGAAACAAAACUGAUAAAGGGUAUAGGAUGAAAAGGAGUGAAGAGGAGGAAUAAGAAGGAUGGAAGGAAAGUGAAGGAGUUUCAGCAGCAGAAAGAAAGAGAAGAGGAAGAGCGGAGAGGUGGAAACCCCUAGCAGAGGCUGCUCUCUGACAGAUUAGAGUUAUGUAACAGGAUAGAGUGUGUGUGUGUGCGUGCGUGCGUUCGUGUGUGUGUGUGGCCUGCAGCUGCUCCUUUUAGCUCAGAUUUGGGAGAUGCAGAGUGAAGCAGAGUUUAUUUGAUAGAAAACAUCCUGCUGUCUGUUUGUGUCAUUUUAUCAUGUCCAUGAUUUUUCAUAACUUUGACACAUUAAACCCAAAUUUUUUUAAAAUACACAAUCAAUUUGAUUCAUCUCAAAGAUUCAAAGAUCUCUUCAGACAUGAUUGUUUUGGAGUAGUAAAUAAAAGCCAGAAAGUAAAUAUUGGUCUAAAGGAGUAGUUUUUAUCAUGUAUCAGAAGGCUUUGGUGUUUGCAGGAAAAACAGCCUGAACGGUGAGCAAAAGCAGUCAUAACACAAUCAGACAUGGCUCCACUUGAUGCUGUGUUACAAGAGCUAAUCAGUUUUUAGAUUUCCUGACUACCUGUAAUGCAUCAAAAAUGAUGAAUCUGACUUCCUACCUGACAAAGCUGGACUUUUUACUGAUCUGUGUCAUGCUAUUAAUUUAGCAAACUUCAGACCUGUUUACUACAUAAAAAUCAAUAGAAAAUGAGGAGUUCUUUUUCAAGGUUUAUACCGCUGAAGUAAGCCAGAGUCAAGCCUCUGUGUAAAUUUGAAUUUACAGUGCAACUGGGACUCACCAGGAAUAGAUGAUAAUGCACAUCUGUCUCUCAGUUAGAGCUGCUCUGUAAUAUCUUAUUAAUUGAGACUGGAUAAAACAUCAGCCUCUCAUACAUACAGUCAGUCAGUGUGCAUGAGCAGACAUGUUUGUUUUAAAUUAUUUCUACCUUGAAAUGAACUUUUCAUGUUUCCACAAACUCUAUUUUUAUAUUUGAUGAUCAGCCUUGCUGCCUCUGAUUUAAUAUUUAAUCUGAACUCAUAUUACAUUUAAACUUGGAGAAAGCAGCUGACUCUUCUGGCUGAACAUAGACAAGUCAGAUCAUACGUUUAAAUGAAGACAAACAUAUAUCAAGAUAUAUAUAAAAUAUUUAAAUAUAUGAAGUAUAUAUACACACCUUUAAUUCGCUCUAAUAAUCAAUCACAUUUUCCUGUCCCCUCAAAAGAAAGGGCAGUAAAAGCCCAAAAAGCAUGUUUUAAAAAGAUCUUUGACCUUCAUACUUAUCUGGAUAAUAAAGACCAUCUAACUCCUCCCUCUGUAUCUCUGCAGCAUAAAGAACGUGACACCCAAAGUUGGGGCGGAAGAGACACAUGACGCCAUAAGACGAGCGUUUGACGUGUGGCAGAAUGUGACACCGCUGCGUUUUGAGGCGGUGCCAUACAGUGAGCUGGAGCGUACAAAGAAGGAUGUGGACAUCACUAUCAUCUUUGCCUCAGGUUUCCAUGGAGACAGCUCACCUUUUGAUGGUGAGGGAGGCUUCCUAGCCCAUGCCUACUUCCCAGGACCAGGGAUUGGAGGAGACACACACUUUGACUCUGACGAGCCAUGGACGCUUGGAAACCCAAACCAUGAUGGUGAGUAACACUGUUUUAAUUUCUUCAUGACGUGAUCAUGGUAUCCUCAUCAAGAUAAUCAUAGAAAAAAUGUUGAUGAAUCAGCUUACUUCUGUCAUAGCAGUUUAUGUGAGAAUGUUCAGUUAGGGCUUUUAGGUCAUCAUGGCACUUAGAGGGCUUUAUUGGAAGUCACAAAUGACCUGCUGAUGGUGUCAGCCAGUGGUCUUGUCUCUUGUCUCUGACCUUGUCCUGCCUUCAAUAUGAGUUACCAUCACAUCCUGCAACACUGGGUAGAAUAAUCUCGAUCUCAGUUUGAGCAUGUUGAUGAAGACUCCUCAGAGCACACCAAGUAUAGUAAUGGGGCACGACAGGGUCUAGUACUUGGACCAAUGAUUUUCACCAUAUGCCUCCCCUGGGUAGUAUAUCAGAUCACAGGAAGUGCAGAGUUUGAUUGAUUAGUUGAUUGGUUGGUUGAUGUGUUGAUUGGCUGGUUUAAUGGUAGGUAGGUUGGUUGAUCAACUGGUGGGUCUAUACGUUGACCGGUCUGUUGAUUUUGUUGGUUAUUUAGUUGGAUGGGUAGUUGGUUGGUAGUUGGGUUGGUUCGUUCAGAAAUAAGUAGUAUUGUCAUUGUGCGAAUUUUCCCCAUGUGGUUCAAAAGUACUGAAAAUUUUGUUAAAACAGAGUAUUAAUCAUAAAACAGAGAUAAUGUUACAGACCGAGGAAAAAAGUCUGAACAUCUGUAGAUCCUCGUCUCAGCAGAACAUGACAUUCAAACUGUAAAGCCGUCUGUAGCUUCACGUGAAAGCCAAAUCGACGCUGCAGUGACGGAGUUGCCUGGCGGAGACAUGACUGUUAACUGAGUCACAGUUCACAGAGAUGACUGAGACACAGAGGAGAGGAGUCGCUAGAAGGCGAUAGGCUGACAGAAGCAGGGUGUAGAUAAAUAUUACAGAAUGAAGAGCUCACACCAGAGACUAAGGAGGGAGAGAGUGGAAGUUCGGGGACAGCAAGGAGUGAGAGGAAAGAAAACAUUGUAAAAAGAGAGGUGAGGGACAGAGAAAGCUAUGCUGAGAGUAAAUUAACAAGAGAAAAACCUGUGUGUGUUUACAUCAGCUGAAAUUAAUGAGAUAUUAAUCCUAAUGGAAAUGUUUGCUGAAAUAUCUGUAGAUUCAAUUACUAAUUACUUAAACCACAUUAUGAGGCAUUAUGUUAAUAGAAUCAAACUCAUGAAUGAGCUGAUAGUGUCUAAACACAAACACACUCACUCACACUCUGUUAUUGUGCCCUGUAGAAAGGAGAAGCAGCUGUGAUUGAAAUGAUUCAAUCCCUCCAGCACACACAUGCAAACACACAUAUGUGGACACACACUAACUCUGUCCCACUCUGUAACAUGAACACAUGAUGCAGACUCUGAGUGCAUUUACAAGAUGCUGAAAAUAUAUUUUUUAUUGUGUUAGCCUGACUAAACCUGGAUGUUUAAUAUGAAGGAUUACAAACACGUUAGUCCAGCAUGACACCAUUCCACCAGUGUUUACCUGCAAUAUAACCUUUGUAUAUGGUUACAUUUUAUUUAGGCUAGUUAGACAACAUCUAAACUGAAGCAGUGACUCAGAAAUAUGAAUGAGAGAAUGAAGAGGGCAGACCUCAAUUUUUGUCUCUUUUUGCUCUUCUGAGUAUUCUUAUCAAGGCUUCUUUGAUGUUUUCAUUAAAUAGUCCUGGCUCGAGCACAUCACUCCAUGUGAACCUACUUAGAGUUGAUCAAACAAACUCAAAUCAGCUGUUCUGAAACAAACAAAAAAAAUCCAUCUGAGAAUAAAUCAGUUAGACCCAGAGUUCAGUAGAUGUGCUAUUUGAAAUUGUCAGCAUCUAAUAUAGUUUAGAUGUCAAAUUUUAACAUUAGGUUUCCAAUUUUUACUUUAAAUGCACAUUGGUUUCAAAUUCUCACACUUUUAUUGAAGUCACAUUCACUACUUAUAUUGAUAUUAGUGUUAGCCCUGAAACACCAACAGUGGUUGAUCUUUAGCUAGCAAGUCUUGUUUAUGAAUAUUCUGUUAAAAUUAAUUAACAUUUAUACAAUUUUGAAUGUCUUCCAAUAUCUUGUUGACUUUUGCUCAUCCACCACAGGAUUUAACGCUCCUCAGCUGACAAAAUAUGGUCACAUCUUAAAAUACACUAUCGUUUUAAAAAUAAAAUGAAAAAAAAAAUGAAUUCAGAAAUAAAUUUUAAAUGAAUCUAGGAAAUAGGAUCCUUCUAAAUAAGGUGUGUGAAACAAAAGUUUGUCUGAUGAAGCACCUCAUUGUUUUAUCUGCCUUGGAUAAAAAGCAGCAUCAGAUUAACUCCAGAUUAAAACUGUUUGAAAACAUCUCAAAGCUCUGCACUCAUUUUGUACAACAGUUUUUUAAUUGGUUCCAUGGUUAGGGACAAUAAACAAACUAGCACAGUUUUUUUUUAUUUUUAAAUAGUGAAUGUCACUUUGUAAGUAUUUCAGGCUUUUACAUACACAUAUUAACACAAGAUGAGUGUGUGUGUGUGUGUGUGUGUGUGUGGGGGGGGGGUCUGGGUCUUAGCUGGCUCACCCUCACGUGUAGAGCCUUCAGCCUCACUCAUCUCCAGAGCACAUUUUUCAAAGAAAUCAGACCCUGUAGCCAAGGAUUAUAACCUCUGUCAGCUAACCAAGGGGGAUCCUUCCAGGUAUUUCUACUAAGUCAAGUUUCAAGGAAUGUCUUAAUCCUUCUUCAUCAUCAUUAUCAUCAUCAUCAUGUGUGUGUGUGUUCUGCUCUGAUGUGUGUCUGAGGCUUUUUUUUCUUUUCCUCAGCCUCCUCAAACACUCAGCCUCAAGUUCUCCACAGUGCUGCUGCUGAUGUUGUUUGGGUGAUGAUGGCACUGCACGCUGCAGGAUUAUCGUGUGCCUGCAUGCAGAUGAACACUUGUUGAUGUCUCCAUGGACUCACAGAGUGUGUUGUGAGGACAGAAGAUUAGUGAACUGUCAGUGAUGUUCAGCUCUGACCGCCCUAUGAGGCUGUUAUUGGGAUCACUUCCCGUACAUCUUCUGAUUCACAGCUGCAGUAGGCUGACUUUUGAUCCCAUGUUUUUAUCAGAAAAACAGACAGGCAGGCUGAGAAUAGAGUUGAACAAUUAAUCAGAUUUCCAUUUUGGUUGUGAUUUUGACCUCUCAAGAUCCCCAAGUGGCCCCUCCCCUCAAACAUUACUCCCUGCCACUUCAUCAUAAGCAGUUCAGAUCACUGUGGAACAAAGUUUGGGAAGAUGAGGAAGUUGUGGCUCCUGCAAAGAUUUAUGGUGGACUGCUGUAUCUUCAACAUGUUGGUCAACAGUGGUAUACUGUCAGGUAGCCACAGGUGUAGAGAAGAGCAGGGAGAGGAGGAAGGUGUCUAUAAUCAUGUAUAAUUGUGUAUGCCUGAAAAGCCAAGGGACAGAGUGAGCACUACGAGAGAGAGUCUGGAGCGAUCAUGAUCCUGCAUGAGUGCAAACAAGCUUAUGACUGCAAGGCUAAAAAAUAAGAGCCAUAAUCCUGAAUCAUGUUAAAUUAGAAGCUUAAGUCUUGAUGUUAUAAAGGAUGUUACAUACUGUAUAUAAAUGCUUAAAAAGACUGAAUGACUGAAUUUGUUUGAUCUGCGGACUGUAAUAAGAUAUGAGCAGUAAACAAGCUCAAGUCCUGACAUUUUUGAGGACACAGUUUAAAAAAUAUUUAUCUACUAGUGAAAUCUGGUUCUUCAUUUAUUGAGUAUUAUCAAAGCUCAAAGUCAGAUUUCUUUAAGUGAGGAAGUGAUGCAUGAUACUGCUCAGUCACAGUACAAAAAUAGACUGUAUUGUCCAGUUAGACUGACAGACUUCCUUUAGUAAACAAAAAAGGUAAGCCAAACAGGUUUUUAACAUAUGCAGUAUGAAAUGGUCUUAUGCUAACCCGCCAUACCCCCCACUCCUCCAAAUGAAAGCAUACUUUUACAUACACAGAGUCACUGCAGAUUUUCUCCUGCACACUGCCGGCUGUAUUCUGAAAUUAAGUUGUUGUCAGUAGUUUAUUUACUGCGGGGGAAUUUCCCCGCUGUAGCUAACUGAUUAAAUUACUGGUGGUAUGACUGCCACUAUAAAACAUAAUGGACACUUUAUUAGAUCAUUACAGCAUGCAUAGUGACAAAGUUUUUUGAGAAAUGAAAGCAACAUCAGGGUUUUUUCUGAUUUUUUCCAUUGAUGACCUAAUUCAGACACAGCUGCAGCUUAUGUUCUCAGUAUGUAACUGUAGAACAGAGUUCACGUUGUGUCAUCUAUGCAUCUGUGCAACCAGCAAAGCAAAAAUCUAAUGUCAAGUCAAGGGAUUACAUUGACUGAUACUUUCUCUUGCUUCAUCAAUGCCUAUUUUCUGUUCAAACUGAAGGCAUUUCUGUGUUUUUAGUUUCCAAGAUUUGCAGCACUGUUUUGUUUCCAAUUAAAUUUACAAAUGACAAGUUGCAACUUGCUUUUCCUGGACAUUAUAGAAGCACUCAUCACAGCUUCAUAUCAAUACAAGCUAGGCUACAAGUCCCAUUGUCUUCUUUUCUGUAAACAUUGUGACUUCUGUUCCAGUAACAUAAAAAACAGGUGUGUGUAGUAUAGUGUAUCAAUGUUUUCUGGUCAAUAAGAAGUCCAAGAAUAUUGAUUGAGCCCUUUAAAGAAUGGAUACAAAAUUACCCCAUUAAAUAGUGCAAUAUUUUGAUAUAUGGAUACACCUCUACUCAGGGUUUCAACUUAACACAAUACAAUAUAAUACAAGAACUUUAUUGAUCCCCAAAGGGAAAUUACUUUGUCUGGAGUCCCAUGUCAUCUGUUUGUUAAAGAAUUAAACAGACUGAUGGCUGUCGGUGCAAAGGACCUUCAGAAUCUCUCGGUCCUGCUGAGAAGAGAGAGGAGCCAUCCAUCAAGGUGUUGUGAAGUGGAUGAUCCAUGUUCUUUCAAGUAGCCUCCACCUUCCUUAGUGUGCAUCUCUCUAACACAUCCUACAGUGAGUCUGACUUGAUUCCAACCGCACAGCCAGCCUUUUUAACCAGUUUGUUCAGACACCUUGCUUCCUUGUGUCCUUGCAAGGCGGCUUAUAAGUCCUGGAAUGCCGUGAAAGACCUCCAGCCUGCUGCAGACAUAUACACAGGAAAUGAGAGAUUUCAGGUGUGUUUAUUCUGCUCACCUCUGACCCAAAACAACUAGAAGGGUCAGACACACACACACACACACACACACACACACACACACACACACACACACACACACACACACACACACACACACACACACACACACACAGGGAGAGUGUAAGUUUCAGGUACUCAGGUUAGAUAACAGAGGGCUGAGGUGGUUAGUGAGUUGUGAUUGGCUGAGGGGCCGGUUGGGGCUGGCUCAUUGAUCAUCUGAUGGAUAGUUGGAGGCUGCAGAGAGCUGGGCUGUCUAAAGUCGAUCGCCAGAAGGUUGUAUCAUCGAUGUUCGAUCUUUUAAGUGGAUCUAAAGCUGCUGUCAGUUUGGAGAUUUCAGCAGCAGAUGGAGAGAAAAAAGAUCAGUGUCUGAGGAGAGAGAGAGCAAAACAAGAAGGAGGGAAUCAGAUAUUUAGGAAGCAGAGUAAACAGAGGAAAGUUUAAGCAGUGGAAAGGUGGGGCUGUGUAAGACAGAUGGUGUCCUUCCUUACAGGCUUAUUUUUAGUUGCUACCCCUGCUGCGUGAUGAAGAGGAGGAGGAUGGUCUCUUCCUCGCUGCUCCUCCUUUUUUCUUCCUCUUUUCUCCCUCUUGAGUCGCCUCUCUGUCUUGAAAAAAGGUUUCAGCUGGCUGUACAGCUCACUACUAACACAAAACAAGAGCAAACUGUACAGGUAUGACAGGUCUUGAAUAUUAUUCACUCAAAAUAUAAAGACAGAGCUGGUAGCAGGAGCAGUUCUUCUUGCAGUUACACAUUUUACUUUGUUCAGUAUCAUGACCGGUAUAAUGAAGUAGAAAUGAAAGGGUGUUAGCAGCAGCAGUCUUAGUGGCACUGUUGGAUCGCACUUUAUUUCCUGUGGGUGACUUUUGUUUGUUUUGCUUUUGUUGAGAAAUUUGCUUUAAUGAUCCGAAGUCUCAAGAUUGUCUUUUGUUUGUCAUAGUAUCUUUGUCUUUGAGAGACUAAAGCUGCAUAGCUCACAUAGACCUGUGUGGAAUGGGUUUUUCGGAGGUGGGAGUGGGGUCAGCGGACAUAUGCCUUUAUUUAGGAAACAGAGCAGGAAACUGGCAGGAGGGAGAAGAGGGAAAUGACAUGCAGCAAAGAGCCGGGGGCUGGGGUCAAAUUCAGGCCACUUGCUUUGAAGACUGAUCUCACGGGGCAUGCCAUCUAAACACUAAGCUAAACCAGAGUCCAAAUGAUGAGGAUUUGACCGCUGUGUCUGAGAUAAGCCACCAGUAGUUUACAUCCUGUAAGUGAGAUUGAUCUGAUGACAAGAUUGACUGAGGAGGUGCAGCCUGGACCUAGGCCUUUCUGACAGGAAAAGAAGAGUGUGAUUUGCACAGAGGAGAAGUCCAUUCUUUGUUUUUGAUUGGAACUAUAUUUGCAAAUUUUCACAAUUUUCAAAAACAUACGAGAUCUUCUAAAAUGAUGACAAAACUGCUCAAGGCAGGCCAUGAAUUCAGGUAUCCACUUGGCAAGUGUCAGAAAAGGGCAUUCUAAGGGCUGUCUUGUUUUACUAUGUUUGUAACUAAUGGUUGUUCUAUUCCCCGUGUGUCUUUGCCAUUGUUCCCCCUUUUCAUGUAUGCAUAUGAAAUGGACAGGAGGUGUACUCUCCCCACCUCAGGCUUUGCCAUUCCAUGUGCGCUAAUGAAAGGAUGGGAAGCUCUCAAAGCAGAGCCAUAUCACUGAAUAGAACUUAUUGCACAAAAAUAAGUAACUCUCUCUCGCUCUCUGAUGAAAGAUGACCAAAUACUUCUUAUUUAAUAAAAAUGUUUCAUAAAUCUGGAUUGAUUAUAUUUUUGCAGUGUUUGACAUAUUGAGGGCUUGAAAAGACUUGAAGGGUUGCUGGGUUUCUGGAUGUCCUCUGUAAAUUUGUUCAGCAGUAAAAAGGCUGCAGCUGCUGCACAUGGAGGAUCCUAUUGCAACCAAUUCUCCUGUAAAUUCAACAGAAAUUCAAAUCCACUAGUAAACUAAAGCUGUUACUUAAAAUUGACCACAGAUUAUUUGACACUGCCUCAUUAUACUACCGUUUAAAAUAGUUCAUUACUCCGUGUGGAAAUGGGACAAGCUGAUAAUAAAAAUAACAUUUCUGAAUCAGGCAAACUUAAGUUAUAGCUGGGGUAGGAGAAAAAGAAGGCAUAUUCUAACAAUGAAACUGGAUAAAUCAUAUUUGAACUCACUCCAGCUCAGUUUAAAUGUUAUUCAUUCUAUGUUUGAAUACACACAUGGUGGUUAUAUAAGUCUGUUAGUUUAUUUCCAACCCUGAACACCCCUGGUAAACCUGAUCAGGGAAUAAAAUAAAACACAGAGAAAGAGAGCGAGCAGAGGUAUCAGCUUGUUUCUGCCUACCAGGACCAGACCACAAAUAGACCACCACCCACCGACAGCAGAAACCAGCUCAAUGUGGGCGCAGCACUCUCUUCCGCCCACACACACAUUCACAUACACAAACACACACUCGUACUCUCACACACACCGAACACACUCUGCUCACACUGUGCACCUUGGGAGAGCUUGCCCUCCCACCAACCAGUCAGAUGCUCUCAUAACCUCUUACCCAUAAUCCUUAGCAAAUAGAGAGAGUAAACAUCCUCACUCUGAGAACACGGAUCAGUCCUUUAAAAAUGAAUAUCAGUCUCUUCUGAUGAGUUUUUAUCAAUGAACAGGUGAAGAAUAUAAAUGUCUGUUUUAUUUCAAAGAAAGAAGAUAAAAAGAGUGAAACAGACAGUGCGCCAACAUUCACAUCUGAGCUGAUAUUCAGUCAUAUCUGGAUCGUUGUCAGCCAAGGGUUAGAAAACAGUGGAACAAGUGUAUAAAUAUUUAGACACUAAAAGGCUGGUUAUCUCUGUGAGAGGAGGGUCGGACUGACAUGUAAUAGGAUUCUUAAAUGAUUCUUAGUAACCAUAUAAAACAUAAAGGUGAGCAAUAACUCAACAUAGAUAAUUUAAAAAAUACAUAUAGGAAAACCUAUAUAUCAAGGUAAAAUCAAAAGAUAACUAUCAAAAAAUAAACCAGAAAAUAAAAGCAUGUUUUUACAAUACAAGUAAUUUAACAACCUGAAUGAAAGACAGUAAAAAUGUUCAAAUAAAAGACCCUCUCUGCUAUGGGGGCCAACAUCAUUCGAAAUGGAUGAUGAUAUGUAACUUUUGUACAUCUUUUGCUGUGUUCCAGUUACCUCAGAAGUCGGAUGUCAGAGCUGGGAAUGACGUUACACCCAAGUUGACGGGGUUCCAGUAAACAAGUGGGAAAACCAAGAUGGACGGCUGUUAGCCGUUGUUAGCAAUUGUCAGCUGUUGUUAGUUGUUGUUAGCUGUACCAGUAUUAUACUCUUACAAACACCAUAGUACCGUAUUCACAGUUAGACGUUGGGCAAUACAACAUAUACCACUUAUUUAAUUUCACAAAAACAAAACAGAAGUACGAAAAAAUAAUACAUGAUGAGAGCCCCACUGUUACUCUUCACUGUUGAUACACUGCACUCCCAUCUUGGAUUAUGAUGUCGUCAAGUCAGGGUUGAUUAGGAUCGUCUGACUUCAGGGGGGAGUUCCAGAUGAAUUUCUAACUCGGAGCUCGGAAAUUCCAACUUAUGAGUACAACUGGAAUGCAGCAUUUCAAUAUCAUAACAACAUGUGAUAAUAAGCAUCAAAUCAGCAGCGCCCCUCACUAAGCAUAUUAAUAACCAUAAUCUUAAUGAAAUGUUAACAUAGUUUUCCCUAUGUCAACCUUAAAUCUAGCUGCUUGCUGGUGUUGAAUAUAAAUUCAUAAAUGGAUAAUGGAGCUCUGUCUUUCUUCUGAAUCCGUCAUGUUAUGAAAUCUUUAGCAUAGCACAUUGUAUUUGUCUAUUAUCAUAAAUUAGGAAUCUAUCUAAACCUUGUUACUGGCAAAGAUGACCAUAAUCGUCAGAUGCUGGAUGUAAAUGUCUUUUUAAUGUAUUCCUGAGAAGGUGGAUGCCGCAGGUUUAUUUAAAUUAAAAAUAACUGUAAAUUCAAGUAAUUACAAACUUUGACAUACCAAUCAUCAUCAGGGGGAGACCAGGGGGUUACUCUCAAAUUACCAGAGGUCCUCAGAUAAACUUGUGUUAUGGUCUGGAUACAGUACAGGAUGUUUUUAAAGUGAACUGUCAGCCUUUAAGUCAUUUUAUUGACCCACUGAGUAGCUCACACCUUAAUGAAAUCAUCUCCUGUGUUCAUGUUUGCUACCAACACAGACAGAGGUAGAAUAAAUAGACCCGAGGAUAUCAAGUCCCUGACACUUCCUAAAGGCAGUGUCUGUCUGUAGAUAUCAUGCCCACAAAUCUUCUUUUGCAAAAAGCCUCAACCUGUAAUGUUGCUGUUUAUCCAAAGAUGAAGGAAAGGUCUUCUUAUUUUACUCCAUAAGAAGAUCAAAUAACCACAUGAGAGAGAGCGGAAAGAGUUUGAAGUGUCAGUCAGAGUGAAACACUGAGAGGUGCAACACCUGCAGAGACAGAGAUUAACGCAGACAAAGGAUGAGUUGAUGUAAAUCUUUUGAAAACAGAUGAAUUGUCAUUAUGAGCCAGAGGUGAGGAAAUAAUUGAUGUGUGAGUGAUAAAAUAGUUCAAAUUUCACCUUUAAAAAUGAUGAAACUUCUGCGUCUCUUAGCGUGUCAGUUUUUCCUCCUCAGAGCAGUUAACAGCGAAAGCAGAGACAUCAGUCUGAAAGGAAGUCAGGUUUUUAUUUAUUCCCACAAGACGAGAGUAGAAAGUGACUGAAAAGUGAGGAAACAGGUCAGAAUGAAUUCAAGAGUGUAAGGUCUGUGGGUCGUUUGGGGGUCACCUCUUGUUUGCUGAAGUUGAGAAAGCAUCUUAAAGGGUAAUUCUGAUGUUUUUGCUUAUUUCUGAUAUGAAGAGUUUCUUCAUGUUUGCAGUAGAUGAAUAGAUCCUGCAGCAGGUAAACAGGCUGUUAUGUCCCAAUAUGAUCGCCUCAAAGUUCUUAUUUUUGUUACUGACAGGUUAAUUUGAGUGUUUGACAACAUUGCAGUAACAACCCCUACAGAGAAGGACCUUUAUGCUUGAGAAGAAGAAGGUUUGAACAAAAACAGCUGCUGCAUCACUCUAAAAAAAGAAACAUCAGAUUACACUGAUAACUGAAUGGCUGAAUAAAAAGAGUUGGAUGAUAUAGGAAAAGGUAACAUUGCACUAUUUUUCUUUUCUGCAUUAUCUAUUAUGAUAUGAAAAGUACACGUAUCAACACACUUUAAUAAAUCUAAGUAUUAAAAGGGUAUUAUAAUUCCUAUUCUCAAUAAUUGGGGUCUUCAGUUCUGUUUUCUGCAUUUAAGUCAAAUCUUCCCACUGCUAUUACCAUCUUGUGUCCAGCUGUGUGACACCGUCAUGAGAACGUGCAGAGACAGUAGGAAGGAGUGCAGGUGAAGCAACAGGUUAUCUCAUGGACUGCAAGAGCAAAAGUAGUUUACUCGAUCACUACACUCAAUUAAUACUUUCUGGCAGUUUUAGAGGUUGUUUUAUGGAGACCAAAUACCAAAUUGCACCAAAACAUAGUGGUUUAUUUCGCUAUCAGCUUUUUAAUUUUAAUGGCUUUAAACAGCUACUUUUGGUUUGAAUAAGAAGAUAGGUGGUGUGUGUUUGUCUGGACAGAUUUAAAAGAGAGUUAUUGUUGGCAUCAUUCAUCAAUUCUCCACCCUGUGUGUUGGGAUUUUCAGGUGUCUGUUGCUCCAUUCUCUGUUCCUGUCUGCAGGUACAGACUGAGGUCAGUGUUUGUGCUGAAGUAACAUUGUUGUCUGCUGUGUCCAGAGGUGUGUGGGUGCUUGUGAAUGCGUUAUUUAUAAUGAAUGACCACAUUUAAACACACACUCACACAUACACACACCUGUCCCUUUCCCAGGUGCUGUUGGGAGAUAAACAUGACAAGAAUAAAGAAUGUCCUCUGUCUGCAGUGUGUUUUCUCCUGUUUGCUGCUUUAUUUACCUCCAGUCCACACACACACACACUCUCUCUCUGUCUCUCCUCACUCACUCACUCGCACACACACUCACAGAGUGUGUUGCCUCCUCUGUAUAUAGAUGAUCAGUGUGUGUGUGCUUGUGUUGGUUCAUCAGCUGGUUGUUCUCUGACAGUCUGCUGUGAGUGAGGAGAAAUUGAUUCAACUGUAAAGAUGACUGAGGCUCAGCCAAAGAAAACAGCAGGAGGACGGGGGCGAAUGAGACAAAAGGGGGUCAGAAACAAGUCAUACACAGACCCUCACGUGAAUCAGGCUUUGAACACUUAGAAUAACUGUUGGUCAGCAGUGUGAUGGUUUUCAAUAUCACAGUUUGACUUAAAAAUUUGAAGAGCUAUAGAUUUUGUUUUUCUAAGAUAAUAGAGUCACCUGAACCUCCGACUUCAGAAAUAUUAGAUGUAAUCUUUGUAUUUGUCCAGUCUCAGUUAUGAGACAUCCACAAUCACCAAGUUUGACUUAUUAUAAUGGUAAGAAUGGUGCUAAAAGUUGGAUCUCAGUGCAAAUAACCACAUGUAGAGUUAGGUGUGUGCUAUUUAGUGAGCUGGUCUUCAUUAUUCAUCAUGCUGGUGGGGUAAUAUUUCACAAAAAGGUUAGAAACUCUGCCCUGCAGCUUACAAAGGUGCUAACUUGUAUUGCAGGGAUGUUUUCACUGUAGUUAACACCUGUUUGCAUUUCCUCUCUGUGCAGCAGGGUCUUGGUACGAUUUUCCAGGAACGUUCCUGAAAGUGCAGCCCAGUGUCUCAGGGAGGAAAACAGUCGAACAACGGGAAACUAUAUCCGGGUCCUGUGGGACAGAGAGAGCUUUUUGUCCACCAAACAAUGCAAACAGUUAAGGCUGUGUUUCCUAAAGAGUGGCUGGAGGAGUCAGACAGUGUGGUUCUCUGCUAAAAUGUGCAGUUAAAGGAGUGUUACAACUGUGUUUGCAGGUUUUUUUAGGUUCAAUGUGCUGAUAAAGUGUUGGUCCCAGCUGUAGCAUGUCUCCAAUAAUCCUCCUUAUUCACAAAAAGCAUUGGUGAUGGAUGCAGUUGUCAGUAUGUAGAAAUAAGAGAUGUUGUGUGUUUAGUGAUCAGUUUCGUUUAACGUUGAGGCAGUAGAGUGUUUAAGACCCCCGAGACCUCCUCUGACAACCUCAGCCAUCACUGCCAUCGACCGGCAGCUGUCCAGAGUUAAGUGCAUCUGAUUUGUGGGUCUGUGUGUUUUCCUCUGUCCUCCUGUCACGUGUCCCUCAGCUGCUCUGUUUGCAGAGAGAGACAGGGAGUUACAGAGACCCAGCAGGUCCACCUCUGUUCACUGUACUGUGACCCUGUGAGGAGCUCAUAAAUCUCCCCUCCUCUUCCCCUCUUUCCUUCCUCCUUUAUCCCUGUUUUCCUCCUUGGCCCCUCAGUCUCAUUAGCAGGGAUCCUGACCUCUCUGGGCAGAUUGUGAGGUUAGCUUACCUUUUUUGUUUACUAAAGCAUAUCUGCCGGUGAGUGUUUUAAAAGUCAUUUGUACAGUGACUCAGAGGAACCAUGCACCACUUCUUCUCUUCACUUUUAGAGCUCUGGGUUAAUUUUGCUGAUGACACUAAAUAAAUGAAGUACCAGAUUUCAUUUGAAAAGAGAUAUUUUUACACUGUUUCAUCUUAAAAAAUUCAUGAUUAAAACUUUUUACAGCUCACUUUCUAAUACUGCCUGGAGAUCCAACAAAUCAUUCAGUCUUAUCAAGCCUCAUUCAGUGUUGUCUGUAACAUCAAGACUUAAGUUUGUAUUUUGUAAUGAUUCAGCGCCAUGUCUCUCACUUUUGUUGUUAGGUGGUGCACACUUAUGAUCGAUACAGCCCCUCCCUUUUUUAUGUUCAUUCUGUCCCUUGGCUUUUCAGACACCCACAGAAACACACCCCUAUUUCCUCCUGCUCCUCUCUUUGCUCUCCUCUUUCCACUUGUUGCUGCCUGGUAGUUUGAACUGCUGUAGCACAACAUGUUGAAGAUGUCUUCUUUAGUCUUUAUUUAUCUUAGUAGGAGCUGUGACUUCCUCAUGCUCCCAAACUUUGUUUGAUGUUGAUCUGAGCUGUGUGAGAAGAGGGCAUGCCCAUGCUCUGCUGUAAAGGAAGGGAGGAAGGGUGAGAUUCGUUCAACUCACAAGACAUAACAGGGUCAACACAACGGGCAGCACAAUAAUCUUUCAGCCUCAAUGAUCGUAUUCUAUCAUAUUUUACAAUUGAAAUGAAGAUCCGAUUAAUUGCCCAGCUCUGUUCUGAAGCCCGGUGUAUUUUAGUAAAAAGAGAAUGAAAGCACUCUCACUGACUGGUUUCCAGCCAAAACAAGCCAAACAACCAAGGGACAUAAUUCAACCUCUCUGCGCCUUGAAUCUCACUUUGGUGCCCAAAUUUUGCACCACCUAACCAGCAAACAGCAGUUAGUUACACCCUAAUUCACUUUGUGCAAUCCAUUUUACACAGUGCAUUUUAGAUCACUUAUUAAUGUGUAUUAAUUGUGAUCCCCUACCUUUAAAUCAUAGAUACACACAUAAUCCACUUUUUGUAUUCACAUGAUUGGUCCAGAACAUAAACACAACACUUCAGAUGGAAGCUCCUAUCCAACGUCUAGCUGGUGUUGUUUCUGUAGCUGUAUCUCUGUGCUCUCACAGCCUGGCUCUGUUUUCUCUGUUGUAUUAUUUGUGUGUGUGAAACAAACCCUGACAGGACUGUUGGGGUCAACGGUCACUCUUGUGCAAUCCAUCAUCUAUAUCUUGUGUGAUGCAGAAAACAACAAAUCCUGAGCCUCAUUGUCGCUCGCCUCCAUGUUUCCUGCUCUCUUCAUCAUCCUGUUUUCCCUUUCCCUCCAAACAACCUUUCUCCUCACUUUACCUCACCCUUCAUUUCACCCCACUUUACCUCACUCUUUAUUCUGCUACCUUUUUUAUUCCUGUCCUCCCCCUCUUCCCCUCCCUUCCCCUUUUAAUUAUCUCUUCUUUUUCACUUCUUACCCCCUCCUUCUUUCUUUAUUAUUCUCUCACCUUUUUCUCCCUCCUCCUCCUCCUCCUCCUCACCCAGCAUAAACUCUCCCCUCAUGUUACCUCUUUGCCGCUCUCAUCAGCCGCUUUCUGCCUCAUCUCCCCCGUCCACCCCCUCUUCUCCAUCCCUGUGUACUCUCUGUGUAGCUUGAAGCCGAUAAUUAGCCGAGCGUACAGUCUGCCUCGCUGUGUUUGUGGCCUGGGGCGACUGGACGUCCUCAACUACCCCAGAGAGACAUCAUCAUCUUAACCAGCAGCAGCAGCAUCUUCAUCACCAUCGCCAUCAUCACCAUCACUCUGACCUCAGAGUCAGGACAACACACAAACAUCCAGCUUCUUACAUAUUUAUGUAAUAAUAUUCAUAGAUACUAACCAAUCAAAACCUCCUGACCUUUGAUAGAUGAUGGGAAUUUUCGUGGUUUUCUCUUUACAGUGUCACCUGUCAGUGGGUGUGAUGUGUUAGGCAGCAGGUAAACAUUUUGUCCUUGUAGUUGAUGUGUUAGAAGCAGGAAAAUAGCUACAAAUAUGGCCUGGCGAUAUGGCCUGAAAUCAAUAUCACAAUAUACUGAGCAGAUCAUCUCGAUAACGAUAAAUGGAUGAAAACUACUCCACAAGCUGCUCACCCCCUCCCACAUUAACUCCACGUUACUUCAGCCACCACUCCAGCUGCUACAACUUUUUAAUUGUCCUCCAAUUAAUUGUCCUCACCUGUCUUUCCCUCUUUGUUAUGGACUGGGUGGGGUGAAGCCAGGUCUCCGACGUAGGACAGCAUCUUAAAGGGACAUGAGACCAUAGCCUACGUACACACAUCCAAAACCAACUUUUAUUUAUUUUUUUGAUGCCAAAUAUAUUGACAUGGGCAAAAUGACGUCAGUUUCUGUCAUAAAUUUCGCCCAGCCCUAGUUAUAAACCUCUACCAUUAUUUACCAUAGCUUCACAUAUGCUCAUAAUUCCUUAAAGCUGCUUGUGUGAACACAAACAGCAAAAAUUUCAUCUAUCCUGUCCUUAGACAUUUUCUCGCCAGCCCUGUACAGCAAGACUUAAGUCCCUUUAUAUGAUUGCAUGUGUCCAAAGCUCCCUGAAAACCAAACCAAACCAAGAAAUAACUGCAUACAGAUUUUCACCUGUCUUUUUUUCUUGACCGGGCACAAAGGAGCUCCGCACAUGUGUUUUACAAAGAGGUCUAACCCUUUAUCCAUAGAAAACAAGGGUUGCCCACUGAAGCCAUGGCUUAUGACACUGCUGACCCACCACACACCAUGGGAGCUGGCAUACACAACAGCUUGGACUGUUUCUGAGUGUUUGAAAAGUGAAUGCCACACUGACAUGCAUAGACAACAACAAUUUUUUUUUUUUUUUUUGCCACAGCAACUUACAUCCCUCCCCCAGAAAAGUUUGUCUUCUCCCCUUUUCUCUCUCGUACUUUCUCUGAGCCAUGCUGUGGCCAGUUCACAGAAUGCACAUAUCUACAUCUCCUGAUAUGGGGCUCAUUGGCUAUUCAUGGGUGAGGUUGCAUCCUUAUUGCUGACUAGUGGGAGCACACUGUUACUUUAUGAUUGUUUGGCAUUCAUGAACAUAUGAACCUAAGGUCAAAUCUGAGUUUUCUGCCAUGUUCAUGAAUCCUCUCUGCAGUAGGCGUGUGGAUCUAUAAGCUGUAGUUAGUAGCCCUGUCAUAAUGUCCCAAAAAACCUAGCGGAGUAUCUGAUUUCGAGGGUGGUAGACAGUUGCAUGUGGGAUUCCUAUGUUGGCAUUAGUGUGCAUGUGUUUGUCUGAGCAGCUGCAGACUAGAGCCCUUAUAUGCAGGCAGUAUUGAAGCAGGAGAAAAACAUGGUUAUUCUCAAUUGUGGGACUAAAAGGAGUUUUGGUUUUGUAGCAUUUUAGGUACAUUGAGUGACACAAGUGUGACAUAAAAAAUGUAUUUUUCUUUAAUUGGGUCAUGAAGAACUUUCACCCUUUGUCCAUAAAAACAAACAAUCAUUCAGGCUUGUUGGACUGCUCACAUUUCUUUUUAAUAACUUUUGUAAACGAGAUAUAAGAACACAAUGAUAUGAAAAAUAAAAUAGGAUUUUAGAAAACUUAAAAAUCCGACCUGGUCCUCAGAGUGACCAUUUUCUCCCUUUCUCUUGAUUCAUCACCUCUUUAUAACCUAUAACCCCUCUCUCUAGACACUUACUCAGUGUAACAGCACACAUAAAUUUAACCUGUGUUUUUACUACCACUGCCUUGAACGCGUCUCUCUAUAAUGGGAGAGUUCUCCUUUUUAUUUGAUUUCAUCAAUGCAGUCAGUGUGCACUGUGUGAAGCUUUAUAUCAGCUCAGUUAAGACUGUCUGGCAUUUAUAUAGGCUAAUAGUCUUCAUGAGGUUCCUGUUAAACUGCCUGUGGCUGCUCUAUGAGUCCUGCAGUAUCCCUCUGUACCUGCUGAGGAGCCAUCUGAAUAUCUGCUGAUCUCUUCAUGUGACUGAACAGCAGCAGAUGAUGCCUCUCUUUAAAUUUAUCACAAUGAAUCAGAGCUGCUCUCUGUGCUCUCUGUAGAGUCUUUGUGAUAAGACAGGAAACUGAAGAGGGAUGGCCGCAGAGAAGAAGAGUUUGUGCAAAGUUUUCACAAGCACCAUUCCUCCAAACUUUAAUACACUGCUGCUUUUACUGCUGUUCAGAUGUGGGAUGUUUGAUGGUGACAGAAGCUUUAAAGCAGACUGCAGUCUUUUAUUUUAAAGCAGUAAAAGUCUGUUUUGAAUCAGGUUUAAAUCCUCCCACAGACAGUCGGUUGCUGUUAUAAAUGAAUUACACAGUGCAGCAGUCUCACUCUGAUGUAAAGCAGGGGUUUCUUUGCAGUGAGGAUGAUGUUCAGUGCGCUUUGGAUCUGACGGGCUGGCAGAGCUUCAGAGAAGAGGAUCAGGGGGUUUCUGUUGGUGUUUGGGUUCUCAGUGAUGUAACUUUAAUCCUGAAUACCAGACCUCCUCAGCCAGGUUUGGUCAGGUUUGGCUGCCGUCCGCAGAGUGUUUCUCAGACAGGAGGUCACACACUGUAUCAAUCAGCUUACAGUGGAUCCAGACUGCUUACAGGAAGGGAGUUCCUCUGUUUUAUGUGUGUGCAUACAAUAUGGACAUGUGUGUAACAUAUGCUGUCUGUGAAUUGCUGUAUAAUUCACUCACUGGAUACAUAAGGAGUAGUUAUCUGUGCUUAUAAACAUCCAUUUGAAUAUAUCUGCUAUAAUUAUAUGUGCUAUUUAAUAGACCUUUGUUGGGCAGACAUUACCGUGACAUUACAGUGUUAGCCAGAGGCAAAAUGAAGCAAAGCUAAAGCGACACAUGAUAUGAGUCGCCCCCACAGUGUAGUGAGUGAUAAAAGGAGUCUUCAAAUGUUGUUUUGUUGUGUUGUUGAGUACCAGAAUAGAAGAACUAACAGCAAUGUCUCAUAAAUUUGUGAAACAAGGGAGCCAUUAAAAGGAGUACUUGACUUCUCCAAAAUGCCUCAGCUUUUGUUUUUUGUUUUUUUUUCUGAGUGGUGUAGAGAGGACAAAAUAAGCUUUCAGUGAGUCAGGCUGAUGUUAGAUUGUCUGUGCCCACGUGAAUGAUGGUUUUUGAUGACGUGUGGUUUAUUUUGAAGAGCUUCAGGGCUUUGUUGUACACAAGCUGUGGCUCCUUAGAACCAAAAAUCUACUGCUGAGCUAAAGCUAAAGCUGACUGUCUUUGUGAGUCACUUUUGGCCGAACCAGGGCUGUGUGCUCAAGUGGUGGCUGACCUAAGGGUAUGGAGCUGGUUGUCCUGGGUAAGAGGGGCAAUAGUAGAGCUUUGUGACCUGUGUUGUCACUAGUGACUGACAGGGUGAGACACCACUUGGACCUAGAGGUGGCUCUGACAGAGGCUGAGCUGGACUGACUGGGUCACGGGUUGACAGUGAAUGGCUGCUGUGCCUGUUAGUAACCUCAGUACUGACACUUUUCUCUCUUCUUUCCUGUUUCCAGGUAAUGACCUGUUCCUGGUGGCGGUCCAUGAGCUCGGCCACGCUCUGGGGCUUGAACACUCCAAUGACCCGACGGCCAUCAUGGCUCCGUUCUAUCAGUAUAUGGACACCGAAAACUUCAAACUGCCGAUGGACGACCUGCUGGGGAUACAGAAGAUCUACGGUAAGGAAACCUGGGUUCAUCAAUAUGUCUGUGCUAACCCCUUAUCAAAGCUGGCUGUGGUCAUGCACUCACUUCUUUAUUGUUGUUAUAGAAUUUCAUCAUCUCUUCAAAUAAGGCUGUAACACUAGAGAUUAUUUGUUUGUGAGAUGAAAAAUAAAUGUUGAGACUACAAUCUUUUAAACUUAGCUUGAGAUAUAUAAACAUUUUACUUUAAAUCUAGACAAAUAUUGUAUGUGUAAUGCAUAAAAAAUUAUGAUAGAAAUUUAAACUAAAAGGGUUCUUUGCGUCUAGACUUACUGAUUGGUCAUGAAUUUCCAGUCCAGGGUAAAUUGUCUGUGCGAUCAUGAAAAGAGCUAUUAACAAACAGACAUCAGAGUUAAACAAAAAGGGAGUAAGAAAUACACUUUGUUGUUUUGAAGGGGGCUUGGCUAAUAGGAUUUAGUGAUGCUGGUGUCUUAUUUGGCAUCCCUUGCCACUGUUGUCAAACAUAAGGGUCAGACUCUGCGUGGAUUUUGAUGGGUAAGAUAACAUAAAAAUAACUUUAUUCAUCCCUGAGGGAAAAUGCGAAUCAGAGUAUGACCCGUUUAAAGCACAUUUCAGUAAAACAAGGGUCCAUGUAAAAAUUGCUGUGUUCAUUUAGCUUGGCUAAGGCCUGAAGCUGUUGUUACACCAUGUCGAAGAGGUACAUCUGAUCAGACUUAACCACAGACAGGAAAAGACGUUUCCUUCCUUUUAAAACAAAAGCUUCUAAAAUAACAGUUUUAUAAGGCAAUCUCCUCUUAAAUGCUGAACAUCAACUGGAUUGCAUUGAGCCUAAAAAAAUCCUAAAUGGAAUUUGUACUGUGAAGUCAGCAUUAUGAAUUGUAUCAUGAGUUUAAUCGGACAUCAUAUUCUGCAGGUUGGACUGAACUCAAACAACCAGGAAUUGACAUAGAGUUUUGAUACUUAAGAGAAAAUGUUGACCAUGUUACUCUCUCCAGUUCAGAAGCAGAUAUUUAGGAAUAAAGAUUUUAUUCAACAGUAGGAAAUAAAAAAAGGUUGAGUAUAUAAUAUCACAGGGGUAAUUGGGUCGUGAAGCCUGCAGUCUGAGUAAUAACAAGAUCUCUGGUUUAUUUGAUGCGAUAAUGUAACCCCGCUUUAACAUCAGGUGUCUUUGACAAACAUAUUUAGCACUGAUCUGAGGAUCUGACCUGAUUCACAGCAUGUAAGACUGAUCACAGCUCAGUCACACACCAAGAUCACAGCAGAAACACGGCUGUUAUAUUCAAUUUGAUAGAUUUAUAGAUUCUGACAGCAUUGGUCCAGAACUCAGAGUCUGAAAUGUAGAUGAAAGCUCCAUUCAGGCAGAUGAGCUUUUACUGGUUAUUCCAACGUUUAGUAGCCUGCUGUGUUACCUCAGCUUCAGAUUUAGGUUUAGAGACACUUGUUGGGCAGUGACAGUGUUGUUCAUACAGCUGCUGAAUUACACACAUGCACAGAAAACAAGCUGCCAUCUGCCAACAUGACCUCAGCUCGCCCCUGUGGGAGUGACAGACCCGGGCAAACGAUCACAGCUCUGCUCAUCUCUUUCUCUUUAACUCUGCUGACCCUUAGUCAACUCUUCUUCCUCCUCUUUUGCUGUCUUCUCCUCCUCCACCCCCUCUCUUUCUUUAACCCUAACCCUUGAAAAGAAUUGCCACUUUCUGUUAGAAUAGCUUUAGACUCCCAGUGAUGGUAUACUUAGAGAUAGUAAAGAGCCGUCAGUUCAGUCUCUCUGACCCUCCUCUCCUCAUAAUGAUGUUGUGGUGUGUCAGCGAGCGAGUACAGUUGUUAUGUAAGAGAGCUCAGAGCUGUAAUCUGGAUCAGUUUCAGAAGAUUUUACUAUGACUGAGUCUGAGAGGAGAUAAUCCCCUGAUCAGCUCUCUGACUUACUCUUUAAAUCUACAUCUACCUUUUGUUCAUCUGUACAACUCUCUAUUUAUAUACUGCUGUUGCUGCUCUCUAAUUAGCUAAUCAUUGACUUGGCUGUAAUAUGCACUUCCUUUUAUUAGUGUUCACACCUUUGAGUUUACAGCGGCUUUCAGGCUCAUUAUUGUAUAGAGUUAAAUUAGGUGGCCCACGAAGUGCAUUCAUCUCCUCCUGUUUGUGUUGAUUCUGAGCAGACUGACAAAUCAGAGUGUGUUUCUCACAGAUGAACAAAGAUAUUCAGCCUCAUGAUGUCUCACCUCUUCUGUUUUUGUUGAUACAAAAAAAAAGUGAAUAACGGCUGUUUUGUUCAUGUACAUUUUUCUCUGACUGUUUUGGCAUGUUACUAGAGCAAAGUUUACAGCAUCCCUCUGUUUCCUGCCUUGGUGCAGAGUUAUAAGCUAGCCAACUGCUGUCAUAGCUCCAUAUUUACCAAAAGGUGUGCCAGCAAUAUUUAGAAAACCUAAUCUAUUCCUCCGUGUCUCCCUGCAGGUCCUCCUGACAAACUCCCACAGCCCACCAAACCCCUGCCCACGGCACCCCCACCUCGUUCUCAUCCUCCCUCAGACCCCCGCAAACCAGACAGACAGACCCGACCCCCCAGGCUGCCCCCUGGAGACAGACCUUCCCACCCCAAUGCCAAACCCAACAUCUGUGAGGGUAACUUCAACACGCUUGCCAUCCUGAGGAGGGAGAUGUUCGUCUUCAAGGUGAGUCUGUUAGAAACAAACACACCUGAAGGUUGAGGGGUAUGAGGAUUGGGUUUGUUUGGACCCUGAAGCUGUGGGUGUGAGAGCACAAGCCAAACAAACCUGGAGACUGUGUUGGUGAAGUAGUUCCACACUAAACAGAUGUAUUCCUGCAGCAGAACUCUGCCUUUAACUGAAGUUGGGUGAACUGAAAAAAAUGCACCUGGAGAAGAACUCAUGUCUGGAUUCAGACCAGGGAGAGUGGAUCAGUAAAUGUAAGGACCUCUGCAGAAACAGGGCGCCUGGGAUUACCCAUAUAUGUGUUUAGAUGCAGAGAGAAGGAGCUGUUCUGUCAAUCUGCUUCAUUUUCAAUCUGCUCAGGUUUACUUGUUUGAAAAGUUUCUCGAGGGGAGCAUUAGCAGAGUUAAGCUUGUCCUCAGUCUGUAGCAGAUGAAAAAUCUAGGUCUGUCCUCAGUCAUAUUAAACCCACAGUGCGUGUGUGUGUGUGUGUGCAUGUGUGUGUGUGUUUUACUGCUCAGUUAAAGAGCUGUUGUGCCUAAAAGGAACUCGCUCAGGUCACUCUGGGACAGUUGAACUGGAAUUUGGUUGAAACGGAUGUUUAAUUCAGAUGCUAUGCACUCUGCUGCAGCACAGUUUAAUCUGAAACUCUGGAUUUAUGGUUAUUCCCUCUGUCACAGUGAGCAGGAGAGCUGUCUGACUCCCCUCUCGUGCAGGAGAAAGAGAGAGAAGUGUUGGUCCACCUCAGAGCUGCCCUGUGCCUCAGUGCUGAAUCAGAGAGAGACUAUCUGUGCAGGGAUAUAAAUAGAAAGCUUUCAGUGUUAAAUCAGAGCCGUGUGGAUCCAGCAGGGAUCCCCCACCCCUCGCCAUUCUCUGUCCUCUCUGAACUUUACUCCAGUUUAAGGCCGAAGCUGCAACCUGUGGAAGUGUUUCACUGAAAUCUGACCCAGAUUUUCCUCAUGGUGGGGAUAAUAAUGUCUCUUUUCAAACGCUGUAGAAUGCUGCUGUGAAUGAUUGGAUUUCUGCAGACUGUCUGUGUGCACUGUGCAGACUGAAGAGAUAUUCAACAAUCACUCGGCUUCUGUUUCUGUUUGAGUUUAGGAAGUGAAGUGAAACAAGGCCAGCUGGGUCUGAAACACUUUAAUAUAUCUGUGGUUGGAAAUUAAAUUUUUUGCAUCGUUGCUCAGACAAAUUGUCUUGGCACAACUUCAUGAAAAAUAAAUUCUGUGGUGUGGCUAUGCCAAAGUCUGUAGCUUCUGCUGGAAUAAAAAUCAUACUUUAUAUUGGUGUUGUGCACCUGAUUUCAAAAUCAAGAAUGUUCUCUCUGUUUGGAGCUUUGUUUCCUCCUCAUCACAACUGACAGACCAAUGUGCAGAGGAAGUAAACACUGGAAAUACUCAGCUUACAAAGACAAGAAAGAGGGCCCUCAGAUGUGUGUUUGAUGUAGAUUGAACUACAUGAGUAAAGUAAUAAAGAGAGCUAACAAAGUCUGGACAUUAUAGCCUGCAACAACCCCCACCCCUGGAGGCAGCAGCAUUUUUCAGUGUAAACAACAUAAAAGCAUUUUUAUUUACCUGUUUUCAUUCCACUUUAUUUAAAGGGUGAAGUUAUUACCUCAAGAUGGGUGCAGCAGUAUUACAGUGCAGUGGUUCCCGCAUGUAAACAAUACCUUGGCAGGACUCCCAAGUAUAAUUCAUGACCAUUUUUUCAUCAGUACAAGGUUUGCUUCAUUGAUCAGUCAUUACGUUUACAUGACACUCAAGAAAAACAAAUUAUUGCCUUACUCCGAUUAAGACCGGACAACUGAAUUUCAUGUAAACACCUUGGUCUGACUAGAAUUGGAGUUUGAGAACUCUGAUUGGAGCCGGAGAACCCAGAUUAAGACACCUAGAUGAUGCGAUUGGAAUUGGAUUUUUUCUUCCAUGUAACCAGCGUAGUCAGAGUAUAAUCGGACAAUGCAUGUGCACCACGCUCUCGUAACCCCGGAACAAAAACACCAGAGAAGAGGAGUAGCGUGCAUCUCAUCUGCAGAAAAAGUAGUGCGUACAUCAUGUAGGACAAUAACAACGCUGAACUGAUGCUCCAUCUUGUUGCUCAAAAUGCCCAGCAGCAGUUGUAGCCACUUCUGACGUCUGGCACGGACCUGCUGUUGUUGUUGGGUCAACCGGAAAAAGUGCAGCUGAAAAGACCCAUAUCGCCCUCAAGUUUUGGGGAGGAGGACACAUUCACGUCAGUAAUUCGAUUUUCUCAGCUGGAUGUAUACGCGGACAAGGAGAGAAGUCAGAUUUGGUGAAAAAAGAUGAAUUAUGAACUUAGUCCAAUUAAGCUGUACUCAAACACAUAUUUGUUUGAUUUUUAUGAGGCAUGACAUAUUACAUUUGGUUAUUAGCUUAGUGUUUUAAGUAUAUAGGUUGUUUCAAUACACAUGAGCAAUCAAUGCAGAAAGAUUCCCCAGACCACCAAAGCUAUCUGAAUACUCAGAGCUGCCUGAGCAUGUGUUUUCUGCAUUUACUUUAAGAUUGAUUGUGUCCUGGUUGCAUUCCUGACUGAAACCCAAUCAUGUGGACUUGUUUUUAUUUGAUCAAUCAAACAAAUGGGCGGAAAACUGGAAACACUGAGAGUCUAGAAUAAUUUUCUGUCAAAUGUUCUUGUUGCAGCAAUUCACAUCAGGUAGUUUGAGCCUUGCUCAACAGUGUAUGUCUGCAGAGAUUGAAUGUUAAACAUUGUUUAUGGUUCUGUAUGUUCUUAAUCUAUGCAAUGCUAUGAGUUAUAUCCAGUAUGUUGCUGUGAAAAUACGUGGAAAAAAUGCAUUUUUUUUUUUUUUUUUUUUUUUGCCAUAGGAUAGGUCUAGUGCUUUUUAAGCUCGUAAUGAUAAUUAAUCCUUAAUAUUUCCAAUAUUCCACGAUCUAUCAUGAACCAAACUUUGAAUUUGCAUUCCAAGUCUGUACCCUGGCCCCCACCCUGGAGGUGAGGUGUGCUCUCCGCCUCAGGCUUCCACAUGCACAUAUGGACAAGCAGGGCCAAAUAAAACUAUGAGGAAAAAAUAAUAAUUCUCUUGACGAAAGCGGUCCUGACUGAACUGUGAUUUAUCGAGUCUCUGGCUGUCAGCCCGUAUCUCUGGUCUGAUGGAAACAUGUGGAGUAAAAAUGUCCGUCAAAACGUUUAUGAUGAUUUUCUUUUAGUCCAUAAAAGAAAUGCAGCUCUCUGUUUUUUUUCUUCAGAGGGUGGGUCUGAUAAAGAGGAUGAGUUGCACAUGGAGCUGAGAUCAUAAAUCCUCUGUGUUCACAUCAUCAGGACCACCUGUAACAGCCUGUGGGCAGCAGUUUGCCCUGGUCUCUGUCUGUCAGGGAGUUUCUCGGGUGCAGGUGGUCCUCUUAUUUCUUCCUCCACACAGAGAGUUUCCAGCAGCUCAGAGGUUUCUGUUCUUUAAAUCACUGCAGACUUUUGACCAGCUGAUCUUGAGUUUGAAUCACAGAUCUAUGUGUGUGUGUGAUACAUAUUGACUUCUCAGAUUACCAAGGUCCUCAUAUUAGUCAGUUUUCUGGGUGAACUGAUGCAGAUUUACAGUCAGAGCUGUGUUUCGGCUCAGGUUUUGUCCUCGCUGUGGGUGAUGUGACUGAUUGGCUGCUCUGUUACUUCCUGAUGUAGAUCCUUUCUCUGGCUUCUCUCCGUCCUCUGCUGAUUGUUUUGGGAGAGUCGAAUCGAGUCGAGUCGAUGCCAAGUCAUUAAACCCAGAUCCCAGCAGCCCCUGAGGCCCACAGGUGGUGUGGAGAGGGAGGGGAGGGGGUUUACACAGGGAGGGUUUCUCUGAGGCUUUUACACGGUUUCACUUUUUCCUCUCUGACUACAAGUGAUCCAUCAACUUCUAUAGUUUACAUCUUAGGCUGGAGCGAUACCAAAAACCAACAAUCAUCAGCGUUUUAUCUGCUUUCAAAGCUUCAUCCGAGGGAACCUGUUGGUCUCCAAGCCAAAAGUAUCAUGUUAAUAUUCCUAUAGAACAGCUGUCUGUUGUUAAUUCAUCCUCCCUUCCAUCUGUUUAUUUGUUUGCUCAUUUGUUCCUGCAACUGGAACCUGACUCCUUCAUAGCUCUGAGAUUUCGUCCUGUUUGCUCUCAGCCUCCCAAAGGUCUUAAAGAAUACAGGAGUGUAGAUGAACAUGUAUUUGCCUACAGAAUAUUUCCUCUUACUGUAUAUAGAACAAAUUUUUGUUAUUUUGACAAAUUUUAUAGCUUCAAAAUCUGCUUAAUGAGAAUAACACUUCAUCUUUUGUGCACACUCUUAAAGGUUUAACUUUUCUACAUCCAUACUAGGGCUGGAUAUUGUCAAGAACCUCACAAUUCAAUUUAGUUUUGAUGUUUUGGGUUAAAUUUUGAUUCAGCUAUACGCAUAGACAAUGGUUAUCAUCUGUCGUGUAAUUUCAUAGUGUUGUUGAUGCAGUGUGGCUCCACUGUGGGUACGAUCUUCUUAAAGCUGCAUUUAACAGUAAUCCAGCAGACUCAUCUGAGCCACAGUUUGUAAAGAUCAGCGCAGUGUUAGUUUAAAAGGGUUGCAAAAGUUUAGCAUGUUAUUGUUAUAUUUUGCCCACCCCAGCUUAUAAACAUCCCAUCAGUGUCUUAUCGCAGUUUCACAUCUAAAUUUUGUAUCAUUUAGUUGUUGUUUUUAAAUUAUACUGUUUCCUUUUGUUGUUUUGUAUCUCUUUGUAAUUGUUUCAUUCUGUGGAUGUUUGUCAUAGUGUUUGACCAAUAUUGGUUAUUGGCUUAUACUGAUUAUUAGUUGUUUACUAGAGCAAAAACCAAUAUUUGGAACCAGUAUGCACUGACAGUAAAAAUGAAAAACUUUCUGUUGACAUUUAAAAUUGAGGAUAUCACAAACUCUUGUACAAAACACUUCAACGAAGCUUGAAGUUUAUAUUUUAUUAACGUGUCAAACAUAUAUAUUUGUUUGGCCAGUUGGCAUGGACAUACAUGUCACCUCAAGUUCAUUUGUCCACUUUCAGAGCGCAGAACUAGCUAAACUCAUUGAACAUGUGAAGAAAACUGCUGCAUCAGUGCUUGUAAAAGUAGAUCUCUGUCCUGUAUGGACUGGAUUUAUUAUGCUGCUACCAAAAAUGUGUGUUUAAAGCAGUGUUGACAGAACUACAAAGUCCAUAUCAUGGCAGAUUGUGACACCAGUGACAGGACUGAAACCCACAAACCGCCCACCACUACUUACUAGUUGUUUUGAAUCUCUUCAUAGAGGCUCUGGCUUCCUCUCCUUCACAUUUUUUUUUACUUUAGAGCUCCAACAAAGUAGCUUUUUGAUCAUAUAAUCUUUCUACCUGUUGGUUUAAAUUUUUAUCAAACUUGACUUUCUCACCAUGUUUCAGUCAUUGAAGCAAAUCAUGGAGCUGUCAAAGCGCAGAAAGUCUUUCUGUGCUGUGACGGGAAAAUGUAAAAAAAUGUAUGAGUAUUCAUUUAAUCUGCAGAAGAUGGAGCAAAUCAGCCGUGAUGCUCUGCAUGAAUUAGCAUGCACAAUGAGACAGAAUUUAUGCAGAAACAUGUUUCAUAUUUUAAACUUGUGCAAAGACUCAACAUGUUAUGACUGUUCUGUAGGUUUCUGUGAUUGCAGCUGAAGUUUGUAUGAGUGCAGUCUGCAGAUCAGAGCUUUAUUUUCAGAGUGGGAGUGGAGGAAGAACAUUUUCUUUUUCUUAAAAGUCAGAAUGAUUCAGAACGGUCAGAUUUCACAGUUUGAUCUGUUUUCAAUUACCCGGCCAGGCUGCGUUUAGAGGAAAACGCUGAAACAUGAAAUCUACAGAGGCAGACUGUACAGAGAAGGGGGAGGAGGAGAAGGAGGGGAAUGAAAAGAUGAGGAGAGGAGUGGAGGGAGAGCCCCGCAGAAACAAUCAAACAGAGAGAGAGAUGGAGCAGAGAGGGUUUGAUAAAUGUUCUGUUUGUUCAGCUCUCACCAAGGAGGAGGACGUGAGUCUUUAUUGUCCUAUCAUGCCAAAAGGUGGGACAUCUCUCUGAGUUCUGAUGACUUUCACAGCUGGGUCUCCCUCCCCCUCCACCUCCUCCUUCUCCCCCUGUCAUUGAGUUUCAUCCAACAUCAAACAGACACACCUUCCAGUUGGCUGCGCUCACGUUUCCCUCAGGAGGAAAUCUGAGUGUGUUGGCGUCUCAUGGAGCUGCUGGCCUUCUCUCUGUUUCUGGUGCUUGUUCCAGUUUGUUCUUCAUCAUCUGUGUGCGCUCUGACGCUCUCGUCGCUCCAACUGGAAACCUGAGAGAAUGUCAAAGUCAUCAGUUAUCACAACAGCACCAGCAGACGAGCCGGCUUCAGCACUCAGAUAUCAGGUGUUGGAAAUCAGUGCCAGCUCUUUAAAGAUGCAGAAUUCAUGAUACUUUUACAAGGCCGUUUCCAAAACAAUUGGGGAUCCUCUGUAGAUGCAGAUAAAAGCAGAGUUUGAUGGUUUGCAAAUCAUUUAAAAUCUGAAUUUAAUUGUAAAUAGUGCAAAGACAACAUGUUGACACUAAUUUCGAUUUUCUUUUUUCUUUUAUGAAAAAACAGCGUUGAAUUUUUAAUUUCACACUGCUACGAUGUUUCAAACUGUUAAAGCAAGGGUAUGUUUUUGAGUGCUUUGCAUCAGCUACACCUUGGAAAUGUUUGUGAACCGAGGACUCAAGUUUAAAAAGUUUUGAAAGUGGAAUGUUUCAUCCUUACCUGACAGAGAACAUCAGCUGCUCAGUCACAGGUGUUCACUUCCUAGAACCCGAAAUCUUAAUCUUUUCUGACAUCCCUGUUUGUUUUGUGUCUCUCUGUGUGUCUCAGGAUCAGUGGUUCUGGAGGGUCAGAGAUAACUCUGUGAUGCCGGGGUACCCCAUGCUCAUCAGUGUGUUCUGGAGAGGUCUGCCCCCCAAAAUCGACGCUGUCUACGAGAACAGUGAGGGGAAGUUUGUCUUCUUCAAAGGUGAGUCUACGUUUGACUUAAAACAUGUCUGUGUGAGUUUUUUUUUGUUUUUGUUUUUUAUUAUUAUUUAUUAUCAAAGUUAGUGAGAGUCUGGCCUAGUCUGGUUCAGACUCUUCUGUCUUUUCCCUGCUGUCAGCUCACAGGGUGAGCUCUGUAUUCAGGCCUGUAUGUUUCCUCUUUGUAUGAACUCUGGUGGUCAUACCGCUACUGGUUUGAUUAACAGCUGGUGCAGAUGCCACUCAUCAGAGAUCAACGUGGCUGUUGGUCAAGACAUACUGCAGAUGUCAUGUUGUUGUUAUUGUUGUGCUUGUGUAAUUGAUUGAGUACAGCAGUUUUAUGAUCAUAAAUGAGAAAAGAGUAAUGCAUAAUUCCAUUAUUUCAUGCUUAUUAUUUUCUAAUACACAUGGUUGUCUGAGCCAGGAGUGUGUUUUAGAUAGGCUUUAAUAAAUAGUGGUAAUAAUGUCUUAAAUUAUAUCGCAUCUUUAAAAACAUGGGUUAACAAAGUGCUCUGACACACAAGCAAAAAUAUUUUAGAAGGUAAGAACAAAAUAACCCAAACCACAAAGAGGUCGGAGGACAAAAUAACAAAUCCAAAGCAGAAAAACAACUACAACACCAGAAGGAGCUCACAGCUGAAUACCUUAAAAAACAGUGACACUAAGAGGAUGAAAAGAUUUAAGAUAUUGUAAGAAUACCAGGAGGUAAAAGCAGUGUAUGAAUAAAAAGAUGAAAACUGUUAAAGCACAUAAAAGCAAUAAAAAGAGAUGACCACAGUAAAUAAAGCAGUAAAAGUACACUGAAGAAAUACAGAAAGCAAUCAAACAAGUCAAAAUGAAAAUAAAAAAUAAAAAGGAGAGUGGUUCAGAGAAAUAACAAGAAAAAUAAAUAAUGAAUAGUAAAAGCCAACAGAGGCAUUGAAGGAGAAUAAAAUAAGAGGCAACAGGAACACCUCACAGAAAAGUGACUGCCUGCAGUGUCUGUAGAUGAUAUUUUUUCCUUUUUUUUAAAUCACACUUGUGGUUACAGGCAUCAGCUUAUUUUAAAAUGCCAUGUAAUGACUAAUUAAUGAGUCUAUUUCUACUCUGAACAUUUGUUCUUGUGUUACCCAGCAUGAGUUUUUAUUUUUAUUAAUGGUUUUGUUUUUUGUUUUUUGACACUAUCAGCAUCUCAGAGAAUGAAUCCACCAUCGCUCUGUAAGAUUACAGUUGUAUUUAUGAUCAAUCUGUAAUAAAACUCAAAGUAAUACAGCAGCUAUAAUAUUCAAUAACACUUGUCUAAAGCUAGAUUUUAAUAUGUUUCGGGUUAAAUCUUUAUCCCUCCAUAAUAGAUCCGCUGUGAAGGUGAUUUUCUGUUCUGUAUGAGCUGUCAGAUUGAGAUUUCUGCUUCUCUGAGCAGAUUUGUCCACGUUUCAAACACAGCUUGAGCUUUCAAAACCAGAUUUAAAGGUAAUUAUGUCUGCAGCUGAACAGUCACUUACAGCAGCAGCAGUAGCAGACAGACGUGGCAGAGCUGUUUGAAUCACUCACAGAGGGAGGAGGAGGAGGAUGUAAAUGAAAGGAGACGUGGGUAAGCAAUGAGAGUCUGCAGGGACACAAACUACAAAUCUUCAUUUCUAUUUCAGUUCCUGGAAAUGCAGAUGACACGUCUUCACUCUCUCUCUCUCUCUCUCUCUCUCUCUUUCUCUCUUUCUCUUUCUCUCUCUCUCUCUGUAAAGCAGGACCGACACAGAUUCAUAAAAUUUGCACUUACAGAAUGACAAGUUUCGUUUGAACUCACACAGCUGAUUUCCCAGAAGGCUUCGUCCUGUCUGUCCCUGUUUGGAAUAACAAUGAGACAGAAAGUUGGUCAAGAAACCAGAUGCAGAAACGUGGAUCCCGGUUUCCCUAGCAGCCUUUUUUUAAAAACAAAUGAAAUAUGGAGGUGAAGAGUCUGAUGUGACUGAAGCUACAGUUAGUUGUUGUUUUGAACCAAACUUGUUUGGUGUUUCCUGUGUUUCACUGAUUCAAUUUCUCUCUGCUUUUGCAAGUCAAAUACAUGUGGUGUGAAAAUCAUAACCAUCAGCCUGUGAACAGUCUGAGUCUUUGCUCACGGCUCACUGACUCCAUGCAUACAGGCUGUAAAUGUCAAAAACACCAGUAUGACUGACCUGGAUCUCAGACUGAGAGGCUGCUUCGUACAUUCACAUGAAUUUAAUCAGGAUUUUCACAUGCAGCUGAUCAUCCAUUAGUGUGUUUUUCCUUACCAGCUGAUCCAAACAGAUCAUGGUCAAUGCUCUCUGUGUCAUGAGGACGGACAGAGAUGUUAGCUUCUUUACUUACCUGCCACAGGUGCGAUAAAGCAGGGGUUCCCAAACUUUCAGAUAAGGACUGAAAACAAAAAUUAGGGGUCUUUCCAAAACCUGGAUUUAAAAAAACACCAUGAAUCCCCAAAGCUUCAUGUUUGGCACUAGCAGAGCUGGGCACAUGCAUUAAUCCAUCUAUGGUUAUCUGCAUUACUUUUAAAUAACUUUUAACAAGGAUGCCAUAUUGAAAGACGCCAACUAAGUCUGUUAACUUCUCUUCAGCAUUGUCAUUGUUGCGUCACUUGACUUCAUUAAAGGAACGCAGCACUGUGGCAGCAGACAGUAUCCACAAUGACUCUAGUAGUAGUCCAUGUGUUGGUAGCAAACAGCUCUGAAGAGCCAUUCGGAAGCCAAUAAAAGCCUCCUACUACUGAGCCUAAGGAUCUGGGUCCCUGAAAUUCCCAUCAUUGGACGCGUAUACCUUGAAGUGGUUUAGCAGAAAAAGAAUAAGGAUUCAGCUCCUGCUUUUAUAUGAAUCUCCUGCCUUCGUAGAUUAGAGAUUAUAUAGUUAAUUCCUGAAUCUGAUGGAUCUUUAUGGAUUUCUUUCGUUGAAUCCCGGGGCAAACUGUCAGACUUUCAACAGGUUUUAGCGUAAACAUUAUGCUAACCUACAUUAAUUUUGAACAGUAUGAAUAGAUUGACUAUUACUGAAGUCGUCUUUGUAAAUACUUUAACAAUCAGUGGAGUUAAAUUUUGGAUGAACUCUUCUUACCACUGGAAAUCACGCUGCUAACUAGUGGUGAGGUAAUUGCAAGAUGACUCCGACUCUCUAAUGCAUUAUAAUGUAGCUUUCAGUGUAGAGUGGACACAGAAGUAUAAACCAGGAGUUAGAGCGCUAGUUAGCCAGAGUUUCUAACGCCUCUUGCUCUCAUUUACGACAACAAAUACUGUUUGAUUUAUUCCAGAAUAAUGAAAGAGGUCAGUAAACAAAAAAUAAUUCCUGUAGAGAAAACUUAUUCUUACCAGGCGGUAACAUGUUUGUUUCUGCUGUAAAAUUUAACACUUUAAAAUAGGGUUCUAUGGGGACUGGCUCACUUUCAGAGACAGCCUCUAGUGGAUGGUCAGGAAACUGCAGACUUUGAUCAAUAGCUCCUCCAGAAAUGUAUGUACAUUCAGACUUACUUUCCCAACAUUGUCCUGUGUGUGUUUUUUUGUUUUGUUGCAAACAUAGAGGUAAGACUUGGCGGUUUUUAACAGCUUUGUUCUUGUCUGAACAAGACCAAAGUCAUACUAAUCAGACAAUUACAAACACCUCAAAACUGUUUUACUGCUCUGAAGUUUAACAAAAACUUUAUGAGGAAGUAAAACCCACCAAACUGUUACAAAAAAAGACAACCAGGAUUUUAUUUGAGACUGUGGGAGAGGAAAAGGCUUUGGGUUUCUCUUUGUUUUUUUGUGAAUCAAGUUAAACUCUUUGUGUUUUGGGCUGGGAGACUGUUUCAAUCUCAGGGUGUGGUGUGUGAAUGAGUUUGUGUGUGUGUGUUAGAGGAAGUGUGACCCAGAGUGAGUGCAGCGCUGUAAGAGAAGGAGGUGAAAUGACAGGAAUUUCCUCUCCAGAACAAGACCACUCACAUUCAGCCAGCACUGCCUUCUCCUCUGCAUCUAUACACCCUACCCCUCCUCCUGCCUCUCUUCUCCUCUUCUGCUGUACAAUAAAAACACUUCUUAUAGUUCAAAGGUCAGAUAUUGUGAAGUUGGGUUCAUGUCUGCUGUAUUUCACGCCUGUUUCCUGUAUUUGUUAAGUAAAGGCAGCAGGUCAUCUUACAGCUGAUCCCGAAGAUAUUCCAUAUCUGAGCUUUUGUUCCGACAAUAGAUCAGUAAUUUCAAAUCAAAUGAACAAAAACUGUGUAUGAGGUGAGUCAGCAGAGGAUAUCUGACCUCCUGUAUGUUUCCUCUCCACCUUCGUCAUUCCUCCUCCUACUCUUUGUUCUCUUUUUGCUAACACACUGCUCCUCCACCCUCUUCCUCCUCUGACGCCCAAAACCUCCCUGAUGAUGACGAGCACUUCCUGAGAUCAACCUGUGUCAGAGAUGUGCUGUUUAACCCAAUUACUCCACAGGAAGCACAGGAACAACGUCAACACAUCCACUUCGACUGAAACUGCACAUCGCUUUUCGAUAAGGUUCAGGUGUUUAACUCUGACUUUAGAGACUUGUAGUUUAAAGUUACUGUGGUCUCUGUAAAGUGGUUCCUCUGAGGCAGGUGAAAAAGAACACCUCAGCAUGUCUGCCUCCUGCUUUCAAUCAGUAAACUUCAUCAUACAGCGUGGUAACACAGGGCAGCAGGUCAUCGUAUGCACAUCUAUAAAUCUGCCCCAGUAGGCUGAUCCAAUUGUCCUUCCUUGUCUUAUUUAGUCUUUUUCUUCAUGUGCAGGGAAGCAAUUCUGGGUGUUUAAGGACACAGUGCUACAACCGGGGUACCCAAAGGACAUCUCUCAGUUUGGACACGGCAUGCCAGCUCAGAGCAUUGAGACCGCCCUGUGGUGGGAGGAUGUGGCCAAGACCUACUUCUUUAAAGGGGACAGGUAUGAUUUACUUCCUCAGAAGGGACAGGUGGGUCAGAUAAAGUAACACGCCUUUGAGAUACUCUAAUAAUUCACAAAGAAAAGCAGCUGCAGCUAUCCGCAAGACACAAUCGCCUCCCAUGCUCUGUUCAACAAAUUUUGGGCAGCAGCGGCUGCAGGAUUGUUUGUGCCAUGAACUCACAAUAACCAAAUUCAAAUGUGAUAAAAUGAUAAUAAACAGGCUGAAAGGGAUGCUGUAAUGAUAACACUGAGAUAGUGAUGUGUGAAUAUAAAGUCUAAAUUGAGGAUUUGUCAGGUCAGUCUGUGAGACAUGAAAAACAAAUUCUUUGUAAAUUGGACUCCUUGUUUUUUUGAUCACAGCACAGCGUCACACUUACUUCCCAACUUAAAUGAACAGAAAAAGGCCAUUGAACAAAUUAGCAUUUUACAGCACAAAUCACUGUGUUGACUUAACAUUCUGUGCUCUGCAAAACUAUCCACCUCCCUGGAGCUUUUCUGCAUUCUGUCAUGUUCAAAUGGACUCUGUGGAAGACUGAGUGAAACGGAUCAACAUUAAAAAGUACAAAACUCUAGAAUUGACUAAACUAAAAGUGGAUUUAAUCCAAAGUUGUCAAACAGAUGGAAAACUCCCCUAGUGUUUGGAAUUCCCCAGGGUGUGGUCCUUGGGCCAAUGCUUCUGCUCGGCCAUUUGUUUUGGCAAUUCCCUCAUAUUUCAUAUCAUUAUCAAGCUGAUGACACACAUAUAAAUUUUUUCAUAAAACUCAAUGAUGUCAAUUAGGUAACAUCUCUCCAUAACAGUUUUUCUGUUUUCCAUCUUUGAUUUCCUUCAUCGAACAAAAUUGAAAUACCAAUAAUAGGUUCUGACACCUUCACCACUCCUGUUCAAGAUGUUUUUGUUCAGCUGCAAUCAAAUAUCAAACCCUUUGCUAAAAAAUGUUCCUACUAACAGUGCUUUGCUGUGAGAUCUCAAAAAACUGAUGUGUAAAAUGCAUGCAGGUUACGUUUUCCCUAACCCAGCUUUUAUGCAUCAUUAGCGAAGUUUACUUCAAGACUUUAUUCAACCAAAAGAAUGAAUUAGUCAUGUUGCACAUGAAAAAUCAAGGCAGGGAGAGAAUCAGCGAAAACCCGUAUUCUACAAAACAAAGCAGGCAUCAGUGUGACACUGGUAAAAUCAAACACUGCAUAAAAGGAGGAGCUGGGAUAGAGGUGGGAUGCAUCAAAGGUAAUUGGCUCGGCUGUCAGCUGACACGGGCUGGGUUUGCUGAUGUAAUGUGGGCUGAGCUUGACUCUGUUGCUCAGUCAAUGUGAGACAUUUACAUGUUAAUUAGUACUGUGAGACUCUGCAGACAUCGGUCAAAACUCCUCAAAGAGCCUUCAAUUUACAGAUCUUUGUGUCAAAAUAUCAACUUAGCAUCAGUUUCUGCAGAGUAGAGCUCAAAGGUCAAGAUGCGCUAAAUGUAAUAUAUUUCAUUCAGCGUUUGCUCUGUCUCUGCCGUUUUGUGUGCAGGUAUUGGCGUUACAAUGAGGAAAUGAGGACGAUGGACCCUGGGUAUCCAAAGCCCGUCACGGUGUGGAGAGGAGUGCCUGACUCACCACAGGGAGCCUUCGUGGACAAAGCCAAUGGUACGGACUGUCCUGAUCCCCUGAGCUGGCACAAACACACACAAAAGCACAAACAGCUUCAUAGGCCAGUAACUUGCGUGGCACACUGAGCAUUGACUGAAACAUGCUUCUGUUCUCGUAGUCUGGGGGUGAUGCUACCGUACAAUCAGAGGAGCUGAUGGCGUGUUAGCGUUGGGAAAAUAUAUAAUCAGGUCAGGUUUUAGUUUUUAGUCUGUUUUUACAUCGCUCUGUCCUUCUCGCUGUGUCAUGAGACCCAUGAGGCCACUGCUGCGUCUCAUUCUGGCUUGAGCUCUCGCCAAGCCUGAGAAGGUGGGGCUGACACACCUCAGAGAGCUCACUGAUUGGUUUGUCAGAUUGACUCACUCCCCAUUGGCUGUCAUCAGUCAGGUGUGCUGACGCUGGUCUUGGCAUCAGGCUGUAGGAAAAAACAGAGCAGGUGGCGCUGAACACUCAGACCAUCUGUGAGAGGAUAGGCUGCCAGAUCUGAGGGGGCGGGGCCACCGGUGAGGGCAUGUGAGGCAGGAAGGGAGGAGGCUGAUGGUGUUUCUGCAUUAUAUGAAUCUGCAAAUAUGUGUCAAGAGUGUUUGGCGCAGACAGUGUGUGAAGUGACACGAUUGUGACAUUGACCCACAUAAUCAUUUAUAGUGUGUGAGAGUGCGUGUGCUGGUGUAAGAGUGUGUGUGUUUGAGUAGGCCUCAGGACUGUGUUAACCUCGUUGUAACCCACCACAGCCCAUCCCCUCUCACCUCUCUUAAUGUCUGUGUUCAGCAUAAAAGGGAAUCUUUCUUGCUUAUUUAUUGUGAUACAAAAAGUACAGGUAGUCCAUGUAGAAAGCCUUUAAUAGCUUCUGCUUUGGCUCCAAUUAAAAGUCCAAAAUUCCCCCAAGUAUAAUUUAAUGUUGUAGAAAGAUUCAACUUCAGCUGCAAACAAAGUAAAUCAAGUAUCUUCCUUCUUGUUCAUGCAGAGAUUUGGAUGUGUUUAAAAGUAUAACCACUGUAAAACAACCAGAAAAUAACUUUUCAUUUUCAGUUUGACACAUUAACUUAAGCUGCUCUCUCUCUCUCUCUCUCUCUCUCUCUCUCUCUCUCUCUCUCUCUCUCUCUCUCUCUCUCGCUCUCUCGCUCUCUUCACUUUGCCUCUCAAAAAAAUUUCUGGUGAAGAUACCAGUUUUAAUAUCUUAGAAAGUUUUGAUGCUUUUUGAAAUUAAAAAAAGAUGGAUAUUAUUUUAUUUCAAGCAUGAGGUGUUUAAAAAGAAUCAAAUGAUUAUAAAUUCUUGCAGCCUUGAUCAGUUUAUUCAAAGAUGGAAAAGAAAGGAUAUUUGAAUGCUUUCAAAACUAUUUCAUGAUAUCUGAAACUCAUAGAGACAGGUCAGGCUGUGAUAAAAGGUUUAUAAUAAGCCUGCUGUGGAUAAAGUUUGUAGGUUACAUAAACUACAGUCCGCUCUGCUCUAACAGUCCUCUCUGGCACCCCCUCAGGUUUUACGUACUUCUACAAGGGGAGGGAGUACUGGAAGUUCAACAACCAGUUCCUGCGGGUGGAGCCGGGGUACCCUCGCUCCAUCCUUAAAGACUUCAUGGGCUGUGACCUGACCCCCAUUGACCCUGCCCGCCCCCCCACAGACGAUGGGACGUCAGAUGUGGUGAUCGAGCUGGAGGACGAGGCAAGCACAGUGCAGGCAGUGGCCAUCGUCCUGCCGUGUGUGCUGUCCCUGUGCCUGCUGGUCCUUAUCUACACCGUGGUGCAGUUCAAGAGGAAGGGCACGCCGCGCCACAUACUGUACUGCAAACGCUCCAUGCAGGAGUGGGUCUGAGACACAGGGUGGUAGAGAGGGGAUAGGGAAGCUCCCACCCUCACAUUGAAGGACCAUGACUUUGCACAGUUGCGCCCCCUCCUCCUCAAUGGGGACCAUCAGCCUGUCUGCAGCCCCACCCCCCAGGACCCAAAGCAGACUCUGCUGACCCCCCAGCCUUUUUGAUCAAACAGGGGGGGAGGCAGAGGGACAGAUCUAGAGACGCAAACAGGGGAGGGGGGGUCGACUUCUCUUUGUAUGUCAUAAACUGGACGUCCUACUCUUUAACUCUGCUCUCAAUCAGGAAGAGGACCUUCAGGGGUGUGUGCCCCUCCCCCCACAGGGCACUGCAUCCUCAUCUGUCAUAUCAGGUUGUUGAUAAAUCUGCAGUUUUAUAUUUUCUGAUCUCAGUUCCCCCCCUUCCCCCCUUGCUUCAUUAUGGAUAAACAGGAUGUGAUCACUUGACCAACCUUAAGUCUGUGUUUUGUUUUGUUUUGUUUUUUUAAGUUUGAUUUCAGGAGGUCCUCACUGUUCCCUUUAACGCGACCAAGAGACCAAACCAAAAAAAUCUUUCUCUCCAAAGAGGAUCACAUUGGUUUUAAGUUUUUAUCUGUAUUAUUAUUUUUAUUUUCCUUUCUGCUUGGAGAGGCGGAGCUCUGACUGUUGUGGCGGUCUGUCUGAGUCACAGGGGCCAAAUGAUUCUGCAAUAUUUUAACUCGCCUUAAUUAUUCAUCAUACUACAUGUGCUUGAGUUCUUUUGAUUUGUCUACUGCUUUGUUUAUUUGUUUGUUUGUUUGUUUUUAAAAGAAGCUUAAUGGAAGCUUUUUGUGAUUGCUUUUUAUUUCUCUGAAUUUUGCUACGUUACCCAGAAUCCUCAGCACUGGUUUGCUGAGUCUCUGUGGACAGAGUCCCAUCAGAGUCAUGGUGCGUUUCCUUUACUUCAGAAGUUGGAUAACAGAGCAGUGAAUAAUAUCAUGUGAACCAUGGUCCAGAUCCACUUCAGAAAGCUGCUCAGCUUGUAGCUCUUGUUGUUGUUAACAUUGUUAGCUAACACCAGGUGAUAAUGAGACAUGUAAUGGUUUGCGCAGCAUAUCCACUGAUGGAACUUGCACAAGGCCGUGAGUGUGGUUGACUUUAUCAUAAAAUAAGUUGCUGAUAAACACUAUUUCAGCUGUUGAUGUAAGGAGUGGCCAUUUUGGAUAUCCAGUUUGAAGUUGCUAAAGUUUCUCCCAGUUCCAUGUAGGAGUCUUAAAUUCUGAGGGUGUUUCUGAUGACAUAUUCUACAAACAUCCUUAAAAUCCAACUUCUGAGAUCAAGUGAAAUGCACCGAGUCUCAUUAGGAUCAGUCUGUACCCAGAGUGAUGAUGUGUGAGUUUAAAGAAAGUUCUGGAUUAAAGCCACUAAGUCUGUGUGUUCAUGUUAUACAGGAUCAGCUGAUAUCAGUCAUCUCAGAGUGUUUGUUUUUCUGUCUAUGGCCCAUAACCCCUCAGUCUGUGUGUUUAUCUGUGAAUGAACAGAGCUUUUUUUUUAAGAGUCCAGUUGACUGCCUUGUUUGAGAGAGCCUACAGUUCCCAGAAUGCUCUUUGUCUCCUGACUGAGGACCCACAGAGUGAGGUCCAGAUCAGUGCCUGUGUCAACGUGCAUGCAGCAUUAACUGAACAUCAGCCGCUUCUGCUCAGCGUGGCUCUGAAAGAGUUCUCUAAGAAUACUGUUUGCGUUUAUUUUCGUACAUUUUAACUGUAACCCUUGACCCCGACCCCACCAAAUCAAACCCCUCCCCCAAACCAAACCCCUUCCCCUCCCUUGUUACCUGCAGGUACAAAGAAACUCUCAAGGGUUCUUGUGGUACAUGUUGGCAGAUCUAAUCAGCCUCAGCUAUCAAACUGACCAUCAGUCAACCAAUGUGUGUCUGUUUCCAUGACAACAAACUGUUUAUUUUUCUUCUUCUCCUGUUUUCUGGUCAAAACAAAAUGGACAUCCCUCGAUGUCUUCUGUGUGUAAGAGUUUUUGGCGACGGGGAAACGUGUCCUGAUAGAAUGAAUAAACUGGUGAUAAUGAUUCAGAGCUGCCUCCGAC
Messenger RNA from Xyrichtys novacula (pearly razorfish), 62184 nucleotides. NCBI's taxonomy places the organism in Eukaryota, Metazoa, Chordata, Actinopteri, Labriformes, Labridae. The record is from the annotation of a GenBank genome assembly.